Molecule: messenger RNA, 46898 nt
Organism: Coregonus sp. 'balchen'
Lineage: Eukaryota; Metazoa; Chordata; Actinopteri; Salmoniformes; Salmonidae
Source: the annotation of a GenBank genome assembly
AUGCCAAGGGCAGUAGCUCUGCAUCCUGAUUUUAAAGCUAAUAUCUGGAGGUUAUAUGUUAAAAUGGGAGCUUGAAUUUCCUGUGAAGAGAUUUACCAGCCGGAGAUCCUGUAAAAAGCCCUGCUGAACACCAGCUCUGAGCAAAGCUCUGACACAUCUCCUCUUCACCAGCUCACUCGUGACUGAAUAACCACAGCCCAUUAUCACAACUUAAAAGUUGUAAUAAGACUAUUGGAAAUGAUAUACUGUAAUUCAACUCCUGCUCUUGCCCCUUUUUUGUCUCUCUCUCUCUCUCUCUCUCUCUCUCUCUCUCUCUCUCUCUCUCUCUCUCUCUCUCUCUCUCUCUCAGGUGUACUUUAAGCGGGAUGGAGAGUUGAUAGAGGUGAUAUCCUACAUCCACCCCUCAGCCGAGGACGGCGGUGGCUCAGCAGGGGUGCGGGGUGCCAGGCCACUCAUCAGCAGGGACCUGGACGACACCAAGCUGCAGAGGUCCCUCUCCCUGUUGGACCCCGAGGGCCGGCCAGCCCGCAUGUUCACCGAGAGCCCUGAGCGUCGUUGGACCCCGGGCCAGCACACCCAGGGUCGGCAGCAGCAGGAGCAGCCCAGCCCUGCCACGGAGGUCAUUCCAGAGACUGUGGUGAGCCGGGAGUUCCCCCGCUGGGUCCAGAGCACUGACCCACUCUACUACUUCAGCCACACCCACAUCUCCCAGAGUGAUGGCUCUGUGCUGGUGCAGGCCAGACUCACCUGGACCCUUAACCCCCAGCUGGACAAUGACGCCAUGUUCAGCUGUGAGGUCAAGCACCCAGCACUGUCCAUGCCCAUGCAAACAGAGGUCACACUGGGUGAGUACAACAGAAAUAUCCCUCCCCUAACCCACUUCUCUCUCCUUGUUUCCCCGCCGCCUUACUCAAUCUCUGAGACUCCUUAUGUAUCCCUCGCAAAUCACUCAGAACAACACUGAUUUCCAAUUGAUGCUUAAUUGUGUUACAGCUGAAUGCAAAACUCUAGUGACUGACAGGGCAAUUCAUCGAGCUGUCUGUUGCUAAUUUGAGUUAACUCACAACCGUUAUUGAAGAAGUCAACCUGAAUUAAGGAAGUCAAAUUAGAAUUUAAACACAGCCACGUGAUGUCCUGUAUUGGAGGAGGCGAUGCAGUGCUGAUAUGAUAAAUAGAAACAUUACCUUCACUGAGAAGGCAGAGUGUGGUGCAGUAAGGAGAGGCUGCUGGUACAGGUACAAGUUACACGCUGUGUGCACACUCCAUUUCCUCAGAGCUCCAGCUUUAAUCUCCUUCACACCUUUAGAGGUGCCUUCUCCUCCUGCUAGUGUCCCUUUCUCACCGUGGUGUGUUGAUAGACAUGGGGCGGCUCUGACUGCUCACCCUUUAACUGUGGGAAGCUUUUCAUAGUUUUGCUGUUAGAACAACAAUAACAGUGGAGCUAGAAAAACACUCAACCAACACAGAAGGACCAGUGUUUAGGGUCUAUAAAGGAUUUACCAAUCACGGCUAACAAGUGGCUAUGUGUCAGCAAAGAGCUAGCACAGUGCUUAAGGGCCUGCAUAGUGCAUAUCAUUUUACAUUUACAUUUACAUCAUUUAGCAGACGCUCUUAUCCAGAGCGACUUACAAAUUGGUGCAUUUAACUUAUGAUAGCCAGUGGGACAACCACCUUUUUUAAAUUAUUUUUUUAUGGGGGGUGGGGGAAGAAGGAUUACUUUAUACUAUUCCAGGUAUUCCUUAAAGAGGUAGGGUUUCAAGUGUCUCCGGAAGGUGGUCAGUGACUCCGCUGUCCUGGCAUCGUGGGGGAGCUUGUUCCACCAUUGGGGUGCCAGAGCAGCGAAUAGCUUUGACUGGGCUGAGCGGGAACUGUGCUUCCGUAGAGGUAGGGGAGCUAGCAGGCCAGAGGUGGAUGAACGUAGUGCCCUCGUUUGGGUGUAGGGUCUGAUCAGAGCCUGAAGGUAAGGAGGUGCCGUUCCCCUCACAGCUCCGUAGGCAAGCACCAUGGUCUUGUAGUAGAUGCGAGCCUCAACUGGAAGCCAGUGGAGUGUGCGGAGGAGCGGGGUGACAUGAGAGAAAUUGGGAAGGUCGAACAACAGAUGGGCUGCAGCGUUCUGGAUAAGUUGUAGGGUUUUAAUGGCACAGGCAGGGAGCCCAGCCAACAGCGAGUUGCAGUAAUCCAGACGGGAGAUGACAAGUGCCUGGAUUAGGACCUGUGCCGCUUUCUGUGUAAGGUAGGGUCGUACUCUGCAAAUGUUGUAGAGCAUGAACCUGCAGGAUCAGGUCACCGCUUUGAUGUUAGCCGAGAAUGACAGGGUGUUGUACAGGGUCACGCCAAGGUUCUUUGCACUCUGGGAGGAGGACACAAUGGACACAGUUGUCAACCGUGAUGGCGAGAUCAUGGAUCGAGCAGUCCUUCCACCGGGAGGAAGAGCAGCUCCGUCUUGCCGAGGUUCAGCUUGAGGUGGUGAUCCGACAUCCACACUGAUAUGUCUGCCAGACAUGCAGAGAUGCGAUUCACCACCUGGUUCUCAGAAGGGGGAAAGGAGAAAAUUAAUUGUGUGUCGUCUGCAUAGCAAUGAUAGGAGAGACCAUGUGAGGAUAUGACAGAGCCAAGUGACUUGGUGUAUAGAGAGAAUAGGAGAGGGCCUAGAACUGAGCCCUGGGGGACACCAGUGGUGAAAGCACGUGGUGCAGAGACAGAUUCUCACCACGCCACCUGGUAGGAGCGACCUGUCAGGUAGGACGCAAUCCAAGAGUGAGCAGCGCCGGAGAUGCCCAAUAAAUGUUCAAUCUGUUUAUAAUUUUAUAUUAAAGUAACUGCCCAGUGAAAAUCUCACUUUUAAAAAUUCAUAUUCUGUUAACUCAUCCAAAUAAUGUUAUUGACUCGUCCUAUACUCGUAUUUGUGGCCAAAGCAUAAAUUGUAGGGUAGAAAAAACACACAGACCAUUUCAAAUAUGCUUGCUAUUUCCUCAUGGAACAUGAUGUCAUCUCCUUGAGGAGGAUGAGCUGGCAAAUCAGCAGUUUAUAGAAGGAUGACCAAUCAUAGGUACACUUCAACUGUGAGAGACGGAAUCUAAAACAAAAAUCCAGAAAAUCACAUUGUAUGAUUUUUAAGUAAUUAAUUAGCAUUUUAUUGCAUGACAUAAGUAUUUGAUACAUCAGAAAAGCAGAACUUAAUAUUUGGUACAGAAACCUUUGUUUGCAAUUACAGAGAUCAUACGUUUCCUGUAGGUCUUGACCAGGUUUGCACACACUGCAGCAGGGAUUUUGGCCCACUCCUCCAUACAGACCUUCUCCAGAUCCUUCAGGUUUCGGGGCUGUCACUGGGCAAUACGGACUUUCAGCUCCCUAGCCAGUCUCCAGGACCUUGAGAUGCUUCUUACGGAGCCACUCCUUAGUUGCCCUGGCUGUGUGUUUCGGGACGUUGUCAUGCUGGAAGACCCAGCCACGACCCAUCUUCAAUGCUCUUACUGAGGGAAGGAGGUUGUUGGACAAGAUCUCGUGAUACAUGGCCCCAUCCAUCCUCCCCUCAAUACGGUGCAGUCGUACUGUCCCCUUUGGAGAAAAGCAUCCCCAAAGAAUGAUGUUUCCACCUCCAUGCUUCACGGUUGGGAUGGUGUUCUUGGGGUUGUACUCAUCCUUCUUCUUCCUCCAAACACGGCGAGUGGAGUUUACACCAAAAAGCUAUAUUUUUGUCUCAUCAGACCACAUGACCUUCUCCCAUUCCUCCUCUGGAUCAUCCAGAUGGUCAUUGGCAAACUUCAGACGGGCCUGGACAUGCGCUGGCUUGAGCAGGGGGACCUUGCGUGCGCUGCAGGAUUUUAAUCCAUGACGGCGUAGUGUGUUACUAAUGGUUUUCUUUGAGACUGUGGUCCCAGUUCUCUUCAGGUCAUUGACCAGGUCCUGCCGGGUAGUUCUGGGCUGAUCCCUCACCUUCCUCAUGAUCAUUGAUGCACCACAUUUACAUUUUAGUCAUUUAGCAGACGCUCUUAUCCAGAGCGACUUACAGUUAGUGCAUACAUAAAAAAAAUGUCAUACCCCCCGUGGGAAUCGAACCCACAACCCUGGCGUUGCAAACGCCAUGCUCUACGAACUGAGCUAAAUCCCCUGCCAGCCAUUCCCUCCCCUACCCUAGACGACGCUGGGCCAAAUUGUGCGCCGCCCCAUGGGUCUCCCGGUCGCGGCCGGCUACGACAGAGCCUGGAUACGAACCAGGAUCUCUAGUGGCACAGCUAGCACUGCGCCACUCGGGGAACUUCCUGACUGAUGUCUUGAGAUGUUGCUUCAAUAUAUCCAAAUAAUUUUCCUUCCUCAUGACGCCAUCUAUUUUGUGAAGUGCACCAGUCCCUCCUGCAGCAAAGUACCCCCACAACAUGAUGCUGCCACCCUCGUGCUUCACGGUUGGGAUUGUGUUCUUCGGCUUGCAAGCCAUCCCCUUUUUCCUCCAAACAUAACGAUGGUCAUUAUGGCCAAACAGUUCAAUUUUAGUUUCAUCAGACCAGAGGACAUUUCUCCAAAAAGUAAGAUCUUUGUCCCCAUGUGCAGUUGCAAACCGUGGUCUGGCUUUUUUAUGGUGGUUUUGGAGCAGUGGCUUCUUCCUUGCUGAGCGCCCUUUCAGGUUAUUAUUAUUAUUAUUUAUUUUUUUUCACCUUUAUUUAACCAGGUAAACCAGUUGAGAACAAGUUCUCAUUUACAACUGCGACCUGGCCAAGAUAAAGCAAAGCAGUGCGAUAAAAACAACAACACAGAGUUACAUAUGGGGUAAAACAAAACAAAGUCAAAAAUACAACAGAAAUACAUAUAUAUACAGUGUGUGCAAAUGUAGCAAGUUAUGGAGGUAAGGCAAUAAAUAGGCUAUAGUGCAAAAUAAUUACAAUUAGUAUUAACACUGGAAUGAUAGAUGUGCAAGAGAUGAUGUGCAAAUAGAGAUACUGGGGUACAAAUGAGCAAAAUAAAUAACAAUAUAGGGAUGAGGUAGUUGGGCGGGCUAAUUUCAGAUGGGCUGUGUACAGGUGCAGUGAUCGGUAAGGUGCUCUGACAACUGAUGCUUAAAGUUAGUGAGGGAGAUAAGUGUCUCCAGCUUCAGAGAUUUUUGCAUUUCGUUCCAGUCAUUGGCAGCAGAGAACUGGAAGGAAUUGCAGCCAAAGGAGGUGUUGGCUUUGGGGAUGACCAGUGAGAUAUACCUGCUGGAGCGCAGACUACGGGUGGGUGUUGCUAUGGUGACCAAUGAGCUAAGAUAAGGCGGGGAUUUGCCUAGCAGUGAUUUAUAGAUGGCCUGGAGCCAGUGGGUUUGGCGACGAAUAUAUAGUGAGGACCAGCCAACAAGAGCGCUCAGGUCACAGUGGUGGGUAGUAUAUGGCUUUGGAGACAAAACGGAUGGCACUGUGAUAGACUACAUCCAAUUUGCUGAGUAGAGUGUUGGAGGCUAUUUUGUAAAUGACAUCGCCGAAGUCAAGGAUCGGUAGGAUAGUCAGUUUUACGAGGGCAUGUUUGGCAGCAUGAGUGAAGGAGGCUUUGUUGCGAAAUAGGAAACCGAUUCUAGAUUUAACUUUGGAUUGGAGAUUCUUAAUGUGAGUCUGGAAGGAGAGUUUACAGUCUAACCAGACACCUAGAUAUUUGUAGUUGUCCACAUACUCUAGGUCAGACCCGUCGAGAGUAGUGAUUCUAGUCGGGUGGGCGGGUGCAAGCAGCGUUCGGUUGAAGAGCAUGCAUUUAGUUUUACUAGUGUUUAAGAGCAGUUGGAGGCUACUGAAGGAGUGUUGUAUGGCAUUGAAGCUCGUUUGGAGGUUUGUUAACACAGUGUCCAAUGAAGGGCCAGAUGUAUACAAAAUGGUGUCGUCUGCGUAGAGGUGGAUCUGAGAGUCACCAGCAGCAAGAGCGACGUCAUUGAUAUACACAGAGAAAAGAGUCGGCCCAAGAAUUGAACCCUGUGGCACCCCCAUAGAGACUGCCAUAGGUCCAGACAACAGGCCCUCCGAUUUCACACAUUGAACUCUAUCUGAGAAGUAGUGGUGAACCAGGUGAGGCAGUCAUUUGAGAAACCAAGGCUAUUUAGUCUGCCAAUAAGAAUGUGGUGGUUGACAGAGUCGAAAGCCUUGGCCAGAUCAAUGUAAACGGCUGCACAGUACUGUCUAUUAUCGAUCGCGGUUAUAAUAUCGUUUAGGACCUUGAGCGUGGCUGAAGUGCACCAAUGACCAGCUCGGAAACCGGAUUGCAUAGCGGAGAAGGUACGGUGGGAUUCGAAAUGGUCGGUGAUCUGUUUGUUGACUUGGCUUUCAAAAACGUUUGAAAGGCAGGGCAGGAUGGAUAUGGGUCUGUAACAGUUUGGAUCUAGAGUGUCACCCCCUUUGAAGAGGGGGAUGACCGCGGCUGCUUUCCAAUCUCUGGGGAUCUCAGACGUUACGAAAGAGAGGUUGAACAGGCUAGUAAUAGGGGUUGCGACAAUUUCGGCGGCUAGUUUUAGAAAGAAAGGGUCCAGAUUGUCUAGCCCAGAUGAUUUGUAGGGGUCCAGAUUAUGCAGCUCUUUCAGAACAUCAGCUGUCUGGAUUUGUGUGAAGGAGAAGCGGGGGGGGCAUGGGCAAGUUGCAGCGGAGGGUGCAGAGCUGGUGGCCGGGGUAGUGGUAGCCAGGUGGAAAGCAUGGCCAGCCGUAGCAAAAUGCUUGUUGAAAUUCUCGAUUAUUGUAGAUUUAUCGGUGGUGAUAGUGUUUCCUAGCCUCAGUGCAGUGGGCAGCUGGGAGGAAGUGCUCUUAUUUUCCAUGGACUUUACAGUGUCCCAAAACUUUUUGGAGUUAGUGCUACAGGAUGCAAAUUUCUGUUUGAAAAAGUUAGCCUUUGCUUUCCUAACUGCUUGUGUAUAUUGGUUCCUAACUUCCCUGAAAAGUUGCAUAUCGCGGGGGCUAUUUGAUGCUAAUGCAGUACGCCACAGGAUGUUUUUGUGCUGGUCAAGGGCAGUCAAGUCUGAGGAGAACCAGGGGCUAUAUCUGUUCUUAGUUCUGUAUUUUUUGAAUGGGGCAUGUUUAUUUAAGAUUGAGAGGAAAUUACUUUUAACGAACAACCAGGCAUCCUCUACUGACGGAAUGAGAUCUAUAUCCAUCCAGGAUACCUGGGCCAGGUCAAUUAGGAAGGCCUGCUCGCUGAAGUGUUUUUGGGAGCGUUUGACAGUGAUGGGGGUGGUCGUUUGACCGCGGACCCGUUACGGACGCAGGCAAUAAGGCAGUGAUCGCUGAGAUCCUGGUUGAAGACAGCGGAGGUGUAUUUAGAGGGUAAGUUAGUCAGGAUGAUAUCUAUGAGGGUACCCAUGUUUACGGAUUUAGGGUUGUACCUGGUAGGUUCGUUGAUAAUUUGUGUGAGAUUGAGGGCAUCUAGUUUAGAUUGUAGGAUGGCCGGGGUGUUAAGCAUAUCCCAAUUUAGGUCACCAAGCAGUACGAAAUCUGAGGAUAGAUGGGGGGCAAUCAAUUCACAUAUGGUGUCCAGGGCACAGCUGGGGGCUGAGGGGGGUCUGUAGCAAGCGGCAACAGUGAGAGAUUUAUUUCUGGAAAGGUGGAUUUUUAGAAGUAGAAGCUCAAACUGUUUGGGCACAGACCUGGAUAGUAUGAUAGAGCUCUGCAGGCUAUCUCUACAGUAGAUUGCAACUCAAAUCAAAUCAAAUCAAAUUUUAUUGGUCACAUGCGCCGAAUACAACAGGUGCAGACAUUACAGUGAAAUGCUUACUUACAGCCCUUAACCAACAGUGCAUUUGUUUUAAACAAAAAAGUAAGAAUAAAACAACAACAAAAAAGUGUUGAGAAAAAAAGAGCAGAAGUAAAAUAAAGUGACAGUAGGGAGGCUAUAUAUACAGUAAAAUAAAGUGACAGUAGGGAGGCUAUAUAUACAGGGGGGUACCGUUGCAUAGUCAAUGUGCGGGGGCACCGGCUAGUUGAGGUAGUUGAGGUAAUAUGUACAUGUGGGUAGAGUUAAAGUGACUAUGCAUAAAUACUUAACAGAGUAGCAGCAGCGUAAAAAGGAUGGGGUGGGGGGGGCAGUGCAAAUAGUCCGGGUAGCCAUGAUUAGCUGUUCAGGAGUCUUAUGGCUUGGGGGUAGAAGCUGUUGAGAAGUCUUUUGGACCUAGACUUGGCACUCCGGUACCGCUUGCCGUGCGGUAGCAGAGAGAACAGUCUAUGACUAGGGUGGCUGGAGUCUUUGACAAUUUUGAGGGCCUUCCUCUGACACCGCCUGGUAUAGAGGUCCUGGAUGGCAGGGAGCUUUGCCCCAGUGAUGUACUGGGCCGUACGCACUACCCUCUGUAGUGCCUUGCGGUCAGAGGCCAAGCAGUUGCCAUACCAGGCGGUGAUGCAACCAGUCAGGAUGCUCUCGAUGGUGCAGCUGUAGAAUUUUUUGAGGAUCUGAGGACCCAUGCCAAAUCUUUUUAGUCUCCUGAGGGGGAAUAGGCUUUGUCGUGCCCUCUUCACGACUGUCUUGGUGUGUUUGGACCAUGAUAGUUCGUUGGUGAUGUGGACACCAAGGAACUUGAAGCUCUCAACCUGUUCCACUACAGCCCCGUCGAUGAGAAUGGGGGCGUGCUCAGUCCUCUUUUUUUUCCUGUAGUCCACAAUCAUCUCCUUUGUCUUGGUCACGUUGAGGGAGAGGUUGUUGUCCUGGCACCACACGGCCAGAUCUCUGACCUCCUCCCUAUAGGCUGUCUCAUCGUUGUUGGUGAUCAGGCCUACCACUGUUGUGUCGUCGGCAAACUUAAUGAUGGUGUUGGAGUCGUGCCUGGCCAUGCAGUCAUGGGUGAACAGAGAGUACAGGAGGGGACUGAGCACGCACCCCUGAGGGGCCCCCGUGUUGAGGAUCAGUGUGGCAGAUGUGUUGUUACCUACCCUUACCACCUGGGGGCGGCCCGUCAGGAAGUCCAGGAUCCAGUUGCAGAGGGAGGUGUUUAGUCCCAGGAUCCUUAGCUUAGUGAUGAGCUUAGAGGGCACUAUGGUGUUGAAUGCUGAGCUGUAGUCAAUGAAUAGCAUUCUCACGUAGGUGUUCCUCUUGUCCAGGUGGGAAAGGGCAGUGUGGAGUGCGAUAGAGAUUGCAUCAUCUGUGGAUCUGUUGGGGCGGUAUGCAAAUUGGAGUGGGUCUAGGGUUUCUGGGAUUAUGCUGUUGAUGUGAGCCAUGACCAGUCUUUCAAAGCACUUCAUGGCUACAGACGUCAGUGCUACGGGUCGGUAGUCAUUUAGGCAGGUUAUCUUAGAGUUCUUGGGCACGGGGACUAUGGUGGUCUGCUUGAAACAUGUUGGUAUUACAGACUCAGUCAGGGACAUGUUGAAAAUGUCAGUGAAGACACUUGCCAGUUGGUCAGCACAUGCUCGGAGUACACGUCCUGGUAAUCCGUCUGGCCCUGCGGCCUUGUGAAUGUUGACCUGCUUAAAAGUCUUACUCACAUCGGCUACGGAGAGCGUGAUCACAUAGUCGUCCGGAACAGCUGGUGCUCUCGUGCAUGCUUCAGUGUUGCUUGCCUCGAAGCGAGCAUAGAAGUGGUUUAGCUCGUCUGGUAGGCUUGUGUCACUGGGCAGCUCACGGCUGUGCUUCCCUUUGUAGUCUGUAAUAGUUUUCAAGCCCUGCCACAUCCGACGAGCGUCAGAGCCAGUGUAGUAUGAUUCAAUCUUAGACCUGUAUUGACUCUUUGCCUGUUUGAUGGUUCGUCGGAGGUCAUAGCGGGAUUUCUUAUAAGCGUCCGGGUUAGAGUCCCGUUCCUUGAAAGCGGCAGCUCUACCCUUUAGCUCAGUGCGGAUGUUUCCUGUAAUCCAUGGCUUCUGGUUGGGGUAUGUACGUACGGUCACUGUGGGGACGACAUCAUCGAUGCACUUAUUGAUGAAGCCAGUGACUGAUGUGGUGUACUCCUCAAUGCUGUCUGAAGAAUCCCGGAACAUGUUCCAGUCUGUGCUAGCAAAACAGUCCUGUAGCUUAGCAUCUGCGUCAUCUGACCACUUUUUUAUUAGCCGAAUCACUGGUGCUUCCUGCUUCAGUUUUUGCUUAUAAGCAGGAAUCAGGAGGAUAGAGUUAUGGUCAGAUUUGCCAAAUGGAGGGCGAGGGAGAGCUUUGUAUGCGUCUUUGUGUGUGGAGUAAAGGUGGUCUAGAGUUUUUUCCCCUCUGGUUGCACAUUUAACAUGCUGGUAGAAAUGAGGUAGAACGGAUUUAAGUUUCCCUGCAUUAAAGUCCCCGGCUACUAGGAGCGCUGCAUCUGGAUGAGCGUUUUCCUGUUGAUUAAUGGCCUUGUACAACUCAUUCAGUGCAAUCUUAAUGCCAGCAUUGGUUUGUGGUGGUAAAUAGACAGCUAUGAAAAAUAUAGAUGAAAACUCUCUUGGUAAAUAGUGUGGUCUACAGCUUAUCAUAAGAUACUCUACCUCAGGCGAGCAAAACCUCGAGACUUCCUUAGUAUUUGAUUUUGUGCACCAGCUGUUGUUUACAAAUAUACACAGACCGCCACCCUUUGUCUUACCAGAGUCUGCAGUUCUGUCCUGUCGAUGUAGCGUAUAGCCCGCUAGCUGAAUGUUGUCAUUGUUGUCGUUCAGCCACGACUCCGUGAAACAUAAGAUAUUACAGUUUUUAAUGUCCCGUUGGUAGGAUAACCGUAAUCUUAAAUCGUCAAUUUUAUUCUCAAAAGAUUGAACAUUGGCUAAUAGGAUUGAUGGGAGAGGCAGUUUACUCGUUCGCCGUCGGAUCCUUACAAGGCACCCGGAUCUGCGUCCACGAUAUCUCCGUCUCUUCCUCACACGAAUGACGGGGAUCUGGGCCUUGUCGGGAGUCUGUAGAAUAUCCUUCGCGAACGCCUCGUUGAAGAAAAAGUCUUCGUCCAACGCGAGGUGAGUAAUCGCUGUCCUGAUAUCCAGAAGCUCUCUUUGGUUAUAAGAGACGAUGGCAGAAACAUUAUGUACAAAAUAAAUUACAAAUAACGCGGAAAAACACACAUAGUAGUACAAUUGGUUAGAGGGCUGUAAAACGGCAGCCAUCUUCUUCCGGCGCUGUUCUAUUUGUCUCCACCCCCUUUGGCAGUUCUAUCUAGACGGAAAAUGUUAUAGUUGGGGAUGGAAAUUUCAGAAUUUUUGGUGGCCUUCCUAAGCCAGGAUUCAGACACUGCUAGAACAUCAGGGUUGGCGGAGUGUGCUAACGCAGUGAAUAACUCAAACUUAGGAAGGAGGCUUCUGAUAUUUACGUGCAGAAAACCAAGACUUUUACGGUUACAGAAGUCAACAAAUGAUAGCUCCUGGGGAGUAGGAGUGAUACUGGGGGCUGCAGGGCCUGGGUUAGCCUCUACAUCAUCAGAGGAACAGAGGAGGACUAGAAUAAGGAUACGACUAAAGGCUUUAAGAACUGGUCUUCUAGUGCGUUGGGUACAUAGAAUAAAGGGGGCAGUUCUACGGGCGUUGUAGAAAAGAUUCAGGGCAUUAUGUACAGAAAAGGAUAUGGAAGGAUAUGAGUACAGUUCAGGUAACCCUAAGCGUUGGGUAACAAUGAAAGAGAUAGCGUCACUGGAGGCACCGAUUGAGCCGGUCUCGGCGUGUAUGGGGGGUGGAACAAAGGAACUAUUUGAGGCAGUUUGAGAGGGACUAGGGGUUCUACAGUGAAAUUGUAUAAUAAGAACUAACCCAAACAGCAAUAGGCAAGGCAUAAUUGACAUGGGAGAGAGGCAUAAAGCAGUCACAGGUGUUAUUAGAGAGAGCUAAGACAACAGCUGGAAAUAGCGAUAACGUUUGGGCUAAGGCUAAACAGAAUAAACAGGACAGGGUACCGUGUAAAGGAACAGUCCAGCAGGCAUCAGCUGUGCAGCUGAGUGAUCAUAAGGUCCAGUGAACAGCAAUAUGUGAGUCCGAGAGCAGGUCAAAUUGGUGCUUCAGCACAGCUAGCAGGGAGCACAGUUGUAGUUUGCGUGUGCUAGCGGGCCGGGGCUGGCAGAUGGAUCUUCGUGGUCGUCGCAACGGGAAGCCUGUUGAAACCACAUCAGACUAUUUCGUCGGCAAACCAGUCGUGUUGGAUCGGCGGGGCUCAGUGUCAACACUAGGAGGUCCCGUCCGGUUGACAGAGAGGUAGAUAGCCGGGAGAUGGGCCUGAGGCUAGCUCAAGGCUAACUGGUGCUUGCUUCAGGGCAAUGGUAAUCAGCCAACAACAGGUUGCAGCUAGCUAGCUGGUUGCGAUGAUCCGGCGCUAGGGUCCAGUGAUUCCGGCAGAAAGUCCAAUAAGCUCUGGGUCGAUAGCACGCUGGGUCGAUAGCACGCUGUGCAGACUGGCCGACGAAUUGUCCAGACUAGAGCUAGAGCUGGCUGGUGGAUAGUGUAGGCCACGGACAGUGGUGAAGACACUAACGGUGACUAAUAUCAAGUAGCCAUUCAGUUGCAGCUACACUAGUUUCAGCUAGUUUCAGCUUACGGUUCUUGAUGAAAGUUAUAAAUAAAUAAUAGAAUCCUUUCCACGUUGGGUGAGGCGGGUUGCAGGAAAGUAUAUUUAGUUAAAGAAUGAAAAGUAAAAAUUGAGAAAUAUAUACAAAAUAGACAAAAAAAACAAGAAACGGGAUAUUUACACAAGGAGAAUGAAUAAAAGCGACCGCACUGCUACGCCAUCUUGGACCCUCUUCUGUUGAUAUAGGACUAGUUUUACUAUGGAUAUCGAUACUUUUGUACCUGUUUCCUCCAGCAUCUUCACAAGGUCCUUUGCUGUUGUUCUGGUAUUGAUUUGCACUUUUCACACCAAAGUACAUUAAUCUCUAGGAGACAGAACGCGUCUCCUCCCUGAGCGGAAUGACAGCUGCGUGGUCCCAUGGUGUUUAUACUUGUGUACUAUUGUUUGUACAGAUGAACGUGGUACCUUCAGGCGUUUGGAAAUUGCUCCCAAGGAUGAACCAGACUUGUGGAGGUUUACAAGUUACUUUCUGAGGUCUUGGCUGAUUUCUUUUGAUUUUCCCAUGAUGUAAAGCAAAGAGGCACUGAGUUUGAAGGUAGGCCUUGAAAUACAUCCACAGGUACGCCUCCAAUUGACUAAAAUUAUGUCAAUUAGCCUAUCAGAAGCUUCUAAAGCCAUGACAUCAUUUUGUGGAAUUUUCCAAGCUGUUUAAAGGCACACUCAACUUAGUGUAUGUAAACUUCUGACCCACUGGAAUUGUGAUACAGUGAAUUAUAAGUGAAAUAAUCUGACUGUAAACAAUUGUUGGAAAAAUUACUUGUGUCAUGCACAAAGUAGAUGUCCUAACCGACUUGCUAAAACUAUAGUUUGUUAACAAGAUCUUUGUGGAGUGGUUGAAAAACAAGUUUUAAUGACUCCAACCAGGGUACUGGGCGGAGGCCGGCUAGUGGUGAGUGUUUAAUGGUAUGAUGGCCUGAAGAUACAGUCUCUUGUUCCCAGCCUUGAUGCACCUGUACUGUCUCCGCCUUCUAGAUGGUCCUUGAUGAUCUUCUUGUCCUUCCUGUGACACCGGUUGGGCUGAACGCACCACCCUCUGGAGAGUCCUGCAGUUGCAGAUGGUGAAAUUGCCAUUCCAAGCAAUGAUACAGCCCAAAAGGAUACUCUCAAUUGUGCAUCUGUAAAAGUUUGUGAGGGUCUUAGGGACCAAGACAAAUUUCUUCAGCUCCUAAGGUUGAAGAGGCACUGUUGCGCCUUCUUCACCAUGCUGUCUGUGUGAAGGGACCAUUUCAGGUUGUCAGUGAUGUGCACGCCGAGGAACUUGAAACGUUUUACACUUUCCGCUGUGGCCCCGUCAAUUAUAUUUUCCUGGCACCACUCUGCCAGGGCCCUCACCUCCUCACUGUAGGCUGUCUCGUUGUUGUUGGUAAUCAGGCCUACCACUCUUUGAUUUGGUGGACAACUUGAAGCAAGUGGGGACAACAGACUGGGAUAUGGAAAGAUUGAAUAUGUCUGUAAAUAGGCUUGGGCGGUAUCCAGAUUAUCAUAUCGUCAUACCGGCCUUCUCUCAACCCGGGUUUUACGGUAUUACCGGCUAGCACACAAGGGGGCGCUAAAAACACAAGAAAAGCCUAUUGGGCCUCUAUUACCAGAAUGCUAACAAAAUUAGCAAAUACCUACAGCAAAAUCACAUAGACGCUAUUAGCUGAAUGUUAACGAGCAAAAACGAAUAUAAACUAAUUGCAAAGAAAGGCAAAUACAGCUCAUAAAGUAAUACAAGCAUAGCUAAUAGCUACCGAAUGGCAUUUUCGGUGAGUGUGGACAUUUACAAGCGAAUGUGAAUGAGGGAAAUUGUGCAAAUGAACAAAGUUGUGAUGCAUGCUUUUCUGAAGGAAGAGCAGCAUGUGUGCAAGGAGCAGAGGGGACAAGAACAGAGGAGAAAAAAAAACUAGUAGGAAGCACGACAAUAAUGACAACUGUACAGAUAACUCAUCCAGAGCUAUUUGACUUCUGGCAGAAAGCCAUUCUAAGAUAUCUGAUGGCAAAUAUUUUGUAGUGAAUUGCAUACAAGUGUAACUUCAUCACCUCAUGUGCGCUGCACAACAGAGAUUUGCUGAUAGGUAUAGAAUAAUAUGGACUCAACAGCUCCCGCUUUCUCCCAUUGUGCUAUUUACAAACAAAUACGUGACUGGCUCAACUGUUCUGGGGAACUACGGUAAGCUUCAUAAUGUAAGGUAUUGCACAAGAUGACUGCAGGUAUUUACUUAUAAAGUAGCUACAAAUAUUCAAAUUUAUAGAAAAUCUUUGAAUAAAUAGUUUUGACUGUAUUGAAAAACCAUCCCGUGGUUUUUUCCAAGUACCCCGGUAUACGGUAUAUACAAUAUACCGGCCAAGCCAAUCCGUAAACAAUCCAGCCAGCUGGUCUGCACAUGCUUUUAGGACAUGGCUUGGGAUGCCGUCUGGGCCAGCAGCCUUGCGAGGGUUAACAUGCUUAAAUGACUUCCUCACAUCGGCCACGGUAAACGAGAGCACACAAUCCUCGUGACCGCCGGGGGCCCGCAUUGGCGGCUCAAUCUUGUUUUUCUCGAAGUGGGCGAAGAAGGUGUUCAGCUCGUCCGGGAGCGAAGCGUUAGUGUGGCACUCCAGUACCGCUUGCUGUGGGGUAGCAGAGAGAACAUUCUAUGACUAGGGUGGCUGGAGUCUUUGGCAAUUUUUAGGGCCUUCCUCUGACACCGCCUGGUAUAGAGGUCCUGGAUGGCAGGAAGCUUGACCCAGUGAUGUACUGGGCCGUACGCACUACCCUCUGUAGUGCCUUGCGGUCAGAGGCCAAGCAGUUGCCAUACCAGGCGGUGAUGCAACCAGUCAGGAUUCUGUUGAUGGUGCAGCUGUAUAACUUUUUGAGGAUCUGAGGACCCAUGCCAAAUCUUUUCAGUCUCCUGAAGGGGAAUAGGAUUUGUCGUGCCCUCUUCACGACUGUCUUUGUGUGUUUGGACCAUGACAGUUCGUUGGUGACGUGGACAUCCACUACAUCCCCGUCGAUUAGAAUGGGGGCGUGCUCUGCCCUCUUUUUCCUGUAGUCCACGAUCAUCUCCUUUGUCUUGAUCAUGUUGAGGGAGAGGUUGCUAUCCUUUCCCUUUAUAAUCCGUGAUUGUCUGUGGAGUCCCUGCCACAUACGUCUCAUGUCUAAGCCGUUGAAUUGCGACUCCACUUUGUCUUUCUACUGUCGUUUUGCCUCUUUGAUUGUCUUACAGAGGUCGUAGCUGGUCUUUUUGUCUGGUUGUACACGUCCAUGUUCCCAGUUACCUUGCCAUGGUUAAAUGCGCUUUCAGUUUUGCGCAAAUGCUGCCAUCUAUCCACAGUUUUUGGUUUGGAUAAGUUGUAAUCAUCACAGAGUGAACAACAUCCUCUAUGCACUUCCUGAUGAACGGCGUCACCAAGUCAGUUUUUACGUCGAUACUAUUCUCAGAGGCGACUCGGAACAUUUCCCAGUCCGUGUGAUCAAAACAAUCUUGAAGCACUGAUUCCGAUUGGUCAGACCAACGUUGAACAGUCCUUACCACGGGAGCUUCCUGAGGUGCGUUCAGCUCACUUGAAUGUUUGAACUAAACGACACAUUCCCCCAAAAUAAUAAUAAUAAUAAUAUGCCAUUUAGCAGACGCUUUUAUCCAAAGCGACUUACAGUCAUGCGUGCAUACAUUUUUUUGUGUAUGGGUGGUCCCGGGGAUCGAACCCACUACCUUGGCGUUACAAGCGCCGUGCUCUACCAGCUGAGCUACAGAGGACCACAAAUGCUAUUGUACGUUCUUGAACAGACUUUGAGGUACAUUUGCUCCGGUUUUGUGGGUGUGGCUUGAAGCAAUGCAUUACAUAAAGGGCAGUGACCAUGCUGACAGCAUUCCCCAAACCACAACCCAACUCCUCCUCGUUUUUCAACUGGUCGUUCAGUACAGCACUGUUUCCAUUCAAUUGAACGUUCCAGAACAUAAAAACGUACUGAACGCAGCCCUGUUUAAGUUUCUGCCUAUGGGUGGGGAGGAGCAGAGUGGAGGCGUGAUCUGAUUUGUCGAAGGGAGGGUGUGGAGGGCCUUAUGUAGCUGUCCCGGAAGUGAGUGUAGCAAUGAUCCAGGGUCCUUGUUGCACGUGUAGCACAGGAGAUGUGUUGAUAGAAUUUCUGUAGCGUUUUCCUCAGUUUUCCUUUAUUAAAGUCCCCAGCUACAAUAAGUGUGGCCUCAGGAUUUCUAGUUUGCACAUAGUUCAGUGUAGUUCCUUGAGAGCCGUUGUGGUGUCGGCUUGGGGGGGGGAUAUACACUGCGGUGACGAUGCUCGAAGCCAAUUAUCUUAGGAGGUAAUGCGGUCGGCAUUUGAUGGUGAGGUAUUCCAGAUUGGGAGAACAAAAGGACUUGAGUUGCUGUACGUUACCACAAUCACACCAUGAGUUGUUAAUCAUGAAACAAACCCCUCCUCCUCCUUUUUUUUCCUGAAGUGUUCUUUCUUCCUGUCCACACGAUGGACGGAGAACCUCGCUGGCUGAAUGGACAAGGACAAUUUAUCCGGAAAGAGCCAUGAUUCCGUAAAACAGAGAGUGUUACAGUCCCUGAUGUCUUUCUGGAAGGAUAUCCUCGCCCUGAGCUCGUCUACUUUAUUGUCCAGGGACUGAACAAUAGCGAAUAAUAUACUCGGAAGCAGUGGAUGGUAUGCACGACGCAUGAGACAGAGCGACAUUCUGGCAACUGACCAAUGUUGUAUUACAUUUCAUGAAUAUUCACAAGCUACUCUGUGCUCGCCUUACAAAUUGAUUUGGGAUAGAGCCUUGGGAGCUUCUCAGAAUGGGCCACACCUCUGUGAGUGUCUUGCCUGGGUCUCUCCAUUCGCUCCAGUUCCAGAAUUCAUGAACUCAGUGCAUCUGAAUAAUUAAAAGGACUCUACUCCUUUUAUUUGCAUGUUCUAUUAUUCAGUAGCAUGAAAAGACUGGAGGAAUUAUCAUUGUAUAUAUGGAGCAGAUGCUCUGUUUCAGGAGGGUUGGUGUGCAGUUUGUAUGAGUGUCUGGCUGUGUGUGUGUUGGUGUUUGCGGUGCGUGUGCAUGCGUGCAUGCAUCUGUGCGUGCGUGUGUCUCUAUGUUUACCUAUGAUCCCACAGUCACCCCUUUUCAAUUGUUUGUUCUGUCUUCGCUCUCUCUCCCAUACAGUGAAACCACUCUAUAGAUAUGUACAUUCAUCAAUCUGACUCCAUUAUUGUGCAAAUCAUUGCAUCACCGACGCAGUAUGACUAUAAUGAACAUGUGUCUAUCUUGCACCGUUAUGCAGUUAUUAAGAGGCUAGAUACAAAUAGCUAAUCCUGGCAACCAGUGUUCUAGCAUUCAUUUAUUGAGUCAAGUAGAUCAGGGAUGUCAAGGUGGAACCCAAGCAUUUGCUAUGUGUAGUGUAAAUAACAACUACCAAUAGACCUACUAAAUUAUGACCGUAAAGUCAAUCAAAUAAUCACUCUGUAAAAUUAGGAAUGUAUUUACUCAAUUAAACUAAUAGGAUGUAUUAGUCACAAAAUUAUUGACACUCAAACAAUUACAGUGUACAUGAAAUACAUGAUGCAUUACAGAAUAACAGAGUAAAUUACUAUCAACUAAAUAAGACUCAACGUGGUUACAUGUGUCUUCAAUUCAGAAUAAUCUUGAAGAGAAAAAACUGUGUGUCUGAUACACACAGGAGUUUGCUAACAAGUAUGAGCGAAUUCACCAUCCUUUUAAGCAAAUUCAAGCGGGAAUGCACCCUCAACCUGAAUUAAGAUUUCUUAGCAGUUUGCUAGUGAAAACAAUAGGCAGGAACAACACACACAGGUUCUAAUCUGAUCAACUCAAUGUGAAUGCUAUGACCAGACAGCAGGAAUGUGCCUGAUAACCAGUCAACCCAACAUACAAUUUAAAUUUAAAACCAGUCACUUAAAAAAUACAUAAACCAGAAAACAUACAAUGCAAUAAGACAUAUCAAAAUGUGCAGCUCUUUAUAAACUCUUGAAACAAACCAAACACAACAAUUUAAUUCACACAGUAACUUUCAUUUCGGCAAUUCAAGUUAUCAGUCGUCACACCUUUCCUGGCAUCAGUGACCCCAGGGCUUCCGUGGGAAUGUCUCGGCCUGGAGAUUGCCACAGCGAAGGUGUGGCUCUCUCCUGUGAGAUACAAAUAUGCAACCAUCUAUCCGGACAAUGCCAAAUUGAAUCAACAUGCCAGGCUAGUCGCUAGACGCCUCUUCGUAACUAGCCUUCGUCACCGUUCACGUUUGUUCACUAUUUCUAUUUUUCGACUACAGUAGUCCCCAAUUUGGAACCUCUGGGUUGUGAAAUAACAGCAUUGAACCAGUGUUAUAGUUACCACAAGCACGCUCGCCAAGACACACGCGCAAUACACCAAGUCCCAGGUGUAUGCCUAUUUGGUCGAGGCAGUGGAAGCGCUCAACAAGAUGGUCGCCGCCUGAUUGGCCUGCAUGAACUGCUCGUCCAUGGCAGUUACAGUCCUGGUGCUCUCCUCAUAGAAGGUAUCCUCCCACCAGGAUGGAACGUCAGUCUCCAGGGGUACCCUGUCUAGAAUGCUCAGCUGUCCCAUUGUGGAAUCCUACAUCACUUCCAUCAGAAGGUGUGGCUUAGCUGGACAUGUCAGGCCCAUCAUCGGAGUCCGUUUUGCAAAUUCGAUGACGCACCACUGUUUGUGAAAUACUUAGAAAGCAUUUGAAAUAGCAAUACAGUGAAAGUACACACAUCAACAUGCUAACAUUCUGCAAUGUAUGAGAAAUACAGAUUAUGCACUGAAUGUCUCAUGACAAGAGUUGUGAAUAAAGUUUCCCUAUCACUAAUAUAGAAAAUAGCCAACAAAGUUAUCCCAUCAACUAUCUCAUCCAAACAGAGGACGAGUUAGGGGACACACAAUCUGGAUGGACAAAAGGAAACACGCAUAAAACAAGCACAACAAAAAAACAUACCAUCCAGCAUCAUUGCAAAAAAACAUUCUAACAGUAUACGGAACAAAUGAGAACACUCUAAAACAAUCCGUAUAGUGUUGAGCAAAUAGUAACAUGAAUUUAGUAAAUUCAAGUUGUCAUCAGUCGUCACACCUCUCCUCGCGUCAGUGACCCCAGUACUUCCGUGCGAACGGCUCGUCCUGGACAUUGCCACGGCGAAGGUGUGGCUCUCUCCUGUGAGAUGCAGAUAUACAGCCAUCCAUACGGAUAGUGCCAAAUUGAAUCAAGAUGCCAAGCUAGUCGCAUCUUCAUCACUGGCCUUCAUUAUCGUUCACAUUUCUUCACUCUCUAUUUUUCGACUACAACUCAACCAGACAAUACUGCAGGUUCUCUGUCUAUUUCGGAGUUAUCUGCAGUCAUCCAAAUCUGUAGAGUCACAGGCCAGGCCUGCUGAUGUCUGGCUGGAUCACAAAGCACACCUGAUGCAGAGAGCGCUGUUAUUUACUGAGAGCACUGUGUGUGCACUGAUCCAUCCCACAGUGCUAACAGUUCCAGGCUGUCCAGUGAGGAGGUUGGGUUGCUGGUCAACAUCUUGGGAGACCAGGGCCCUCCCAGGUGCCGCAGUAUGUCAGUCACAUUGCAUGCUUUCCUAAUCAAAGGUGAUGACGUUGGAUGCCAACUGUCAUUGUUGGAGUGGGUCCCAGAAAUCAGCCGUCAUCCUCUCAACGGUGCCAGCAAGCACUGUGACGCAAUGACACCAAUACUGAAAAUACCCUUCGGAUGGAAAGUGGGAGGUGGGAAGCAGGCACUGUAGCAAUCACACUCCCUAGGUAACUGGACAAGUGACAUCUUCAUCAUGGACUUGAGGCCACUUAUAGCGUAAUACUGUCAUUUUGAUGUGUUUGAUGAGCUUGGUUCAAUGUCAAAUCUUUCAUUUAGCGGUGAUAAUGGAUAUGGCUACUUUAGGCCUAACACAAUACAAGUGCUAGACUAUAGUUACCCCAGUUCUGCCCAGUUCUUUCAGAUAUCAUUUUUUACACAUUUAGGUAGCCGUCUGUCUCACCACUCUGUGCUCUUCACGGUGCCACCGCCAUCUGAUUCACAUCUCUGGAAGAGAGAAACAGAAGUAGAAGGAAGGAGAUCCUUUAUCUAAAAGGGUCACCUGACUUGAUAUACUGUACACCGAACAAAAAUAUAAAUGCAACAUGCAACAAUUUCAACGAUUUUACUGGGUUUAUAUAAGGAUGCAUGUCUGUAUCAGUCAAUUGAAAUGAAUUCAUUAGGCACUAAGUUAUGUAUUUCUCAUGACUGGGAAUACAGAUAUGUAUCUGUUGGUCACAGAUACUGUACCUUAAAAAAAAGUAGGGUCGUGGAUCAGAAAACCAGUCAGUAGUUGGUGUGACGACCAUUUGCCUCAUGCAGCGCGACACAUCUCCGUUGCAUAUAGUUGAUCAGGCUGUUGAUUGUGGCCUGUAGAAUGUUGUCCCACUCCUCUUCAAUGGCUGUGCGAAGUUACUGGAUAUUGGCAAGAACUGGAACACGCUGUCGGACACAUCAAUCCAGAGCAUCCCAAACAUGCUCAAUGGGUGAAAUGUCUGAGUAUGCAGGCCAUGGAAGAACUAGGACAUUUUCAGCUUCCAAGAAUUGUGUCCAGUUCCUUGCGACAUAGGGACGUGCAUUAUCGUGCUGAAACAUGAGGUGAUGACGGCGGAAGAAUGGCACGAUAAUGGGUCUCAGGAUCUCGUUACGGUAUCUCUGUGCAUUCAAAUUGCCUUUGAUAAAAUGCAAUUGUGUUUGUUGUCUGUAGCUUAUGCCUGCCCAUACCAUAACCCAACCGCCACCAUGGGGAGCUCUGUUCACAACAUUGACUUCAGCAAACCUCUCGCCCAAACGACGCCAUAGAUGCUGUCUGCCAUCGGCCCGGUACAGUUGAAACCGGGAUUCAUCCGUGAAGAGCAAUCAAUCAAUCAAUCAAAUAUAUUUAUAAAGCCCUUUUUUACAUCAACAGAUGUCACAAAGUGCUAUACAGAAACCCAGCCUAAAACCCCAAACAGCAAGCAAUGCUGAUGUAUGCACUCACUAACUGUAAGUCGCUCUGGAGAAGAGCGUCUGCUAAAUGACUAAAAUGUAAAUGUAAAUGUAGAAGCACAGUGGCUAGGAAAAACUCCCUAGAAAGGCAGGAACCUAGGAAGAAACCUAGAGAGGAACCAGGCUCUUCUGGCUGUGCCGGGUGGAGAUUAUAAGAGUACAUGGCCAUUUACGCCAGAUUGUUCUUCAAGAUGUUCAAACAUUCAGCAGGGUCAAAUAAUAAUCAGUGGUUGUAGAGGGUGCAACAGGUCAGUACCUCAGGAGUAAAUGUCAGUUGGCUUUUCAUAGCCGAGCAUUCAGAGGUCACGACAGCGAGCGAGCGAGAGAUAGAGAGACAGCGAGCGAGCGAGUGAGAGAGAGAAAGAAAGAGAGAGAGAGAAAGAGAGAGAAAGAGAAAGAGAGAGAAAAACAGCAGGUCUGGGACAAGGUAGGACAUCCGGUGAACAGGUCAGGGUUCCCUAGCCGCAGGCAGAACAGUUGAAACUGGAGCAGCAGCACAACCAGGUGGACUGGGGACAGCCAGGAGUCAUCAGGCUAGGUCGUCCUGACGCAUGAUCCUAGGGCUCAGGUCCUCCGGGAGGUCAGUACCUCAGGGAGAGAGAGGGAAUUAGAGGGAGCAUACUUAAAUUCACACAGGACACCAGAUAAGACAUGAGAAUUACACCAGAUAUAACAGACUGACCCUAGCCCCUCGGCACAUGGACUAUUGCAGCAUAGAUACUGGAGACUGAGACAGUGGUGAGUCAGGGGACACUGUGGCCCCGUCCGACGAUACCCCUGGAUAGGGCCAACCAGGCAGGAUAUUUCAGGAAGUUUCUGAUUUUUGCAACGUUACGAAGAUGGAAAAAAGUGUCCUUGAAAUAUUCUUGAUAUGUUCGUUAAAAGAGAGAUCAGGGUCCAGAGUAACGCAGAGGUCCUUCACAGUUUUAUUUGAGACGACUGUACAACCAUUGUGACAGGUACUGAGGAUAUGAAGAGGCUGGACGCAGAGGCAGGAAUCAACAAGGUAAAGGUUUACUUAACAAAAGAGAAUAACAAAGCGCGAGUACACGACAUGACGCUAACAAUUACACACAACAAUGACUGAACAGUCCAGGGCUAUAUAGUGGUGUUGAUGAGAUGAUGAGGUGCAGGUGCGCUGGAGGUGAUUAGGGUGCGUUGGGUUUCCAUUCCUGUGUUGCCGAGGUGGUCAGAACGCCAGAGGGGAGCAACGGGAGGAAAUGUGACAACCAUCAAGAUUAAUUGUCAGAUCCAACAGCAGAUCUAUUUAUUUCUUGGGACCUAUAACUAGCAUCUCUAUUUUGUCAGAGUUUUUAAAAAAGAGCACACUUCUCCAGCGUGCCAGUGGCCAUCGAAAGUGAGCAUUUGCCCACUGAAGUCGGUUACGAUGCCGAACUGCCGUCAGGUCAAGAUGCUGGUGAGGACAACGAACAAGAAGAUUAGCUUCCCUGAGACGGUUUCUGACAGUUUGUGCAGAAAUCCUUUUGUUGUGCAAACCCACAGUUUCAUCAGCUGUCCGGGUGGCAGGUCUCAGACGAUCCCAGAGUUGAAGAAGCCAGAUGUGGAGGUCCUGGGCUGGCGUGGUUACAUGUGGUCUGCGGUUGUGAGGCCAGUUGGAUGUACUGCCAAAUUCUCUAAAACGACGUUGGAGGCGAUUUAUGGUAGAGCAAUUAACAUAGAAUUAUCUGGCAACUGCUCUGGUGGACAUUCCUGCAGUCAGCAUGCCAAUUGCACGCUCCCUCAAAACUUGAGACAUCUGUGGCAUUGUGUUGUGUGACAAAACUGCACAUUUUAGAGUGGCCUUUUAUUUUCCCCAGCACAAGGUAUCUUGGCAAAGGAGAAAUGCUCACAAACAGGGAUGUAAACGAAUUUGUGCCAAAAAAUUGAGAGAAAUAAGCUUUUUGUGCGUGUGGUAAAUUUCUGUGAUCCAUUAUUUCAGCUCAUGAAACAUGGGACCAACACUUUACAUGUUGCGUUUAUAUUUUUGUUCUGAUAUUUGUGGAAUGCAUAUUUUCAAUCCCCAUUACAAAUGUGAUGGAGGAUCUCCUAAUCCAUUAGCCAGAUGCAGGGUAAGAAUCAGUGACUGCCCAAGAAAAGGCAUGCUUCAUUAGUUCCGGCCGACACUUUGUGACGUGAUUUAUGGGUGAAAUUGAGGUCUUUUAUCUGUUUAUUUAUUUUAGUUUCACUCAUCAAUUUAAACAAGCACAUUGUGAUUUAUAUUGACAAGAGUGAAUUUGAUUCAUUGUAAGGUUCCUGAAUAACUAGACGUUGGCAUGCAUGUCUGACCUAUUUAGGAUUCCUCUCGCCCAACCAAAUCUCAUUACUUGUAUUUGGUUCAUUGUCUAACAUACGGGAUCACAAAGCGUGCUAUAUGGUUAUCUAGAGGGAAAUUGUCAGUCAACUGAAACGAUGCAGAACCAGUUUACGACUACCACAUCACCACAUAAUUACACUGUGUCCUCCUGCUACAGUGCUGUACAGUACAUCACCAAGGUUGCAUAGUUUAAUCUUAAAUGGAUGACACUCAAUCUUAAAGCUGCAAUAUGUAACUUUUUGGGAGACCCAACCAAAUUCACAUAGAAAUAUGAAGUAUAGAUCUGUCAUUAUUAUUAAAAGCAAGUCUAAGAAGCAGUAAAUAUGUUUUAUGUGCGCUAUUUCUAUGCUUCACGUUCUUAAGUUUUGUUUUUGAGUCUUUUACUUUCGGUUUUGUACACCAGCUUCAAACAGCUGAAAAUACAAUAUCUUUGGUUAUUGAACAGAUAUUUCACAGCGGUUUAGAUGGUAUAAUGAGUCUCUACAAGCAUUUCCCAAACUUGGUCCUGGGGACCCCAGGGGGUGCACGUUUAGUUUUUUUCCCUAGCACUACACAGCUGACUCAAAUAAUCAAAGCUUGAUGAUUUCUGCAUAUUGCACCUUUAAAUCAUAUGCAAAUCAUUCAAUGUCUUCAUUCAAUCUCUGCUCCAUACACAAUCCAUAAAGGCCCCUCUGAAAGUGAACAAUAUGAAAGCUUCCCUGUCCCUUCUCCAGAAACUCUCAUUGUUUCAGUAGGAACCUAAUGGUUACCUGUACCAAGACAAGGGAAUUAGUUAUCUGAGUGUUCCUUAUCUCGCUGCCACCACACUCCUACUGGUGCGCUCCCAUUCUUCUCCAGUAAUGACUAUCUAUCCAAUAUAGUCCCCUCUCUCUCCAAGGGGGAAUACAUCUGCCGUGGCCCUAGCUGUCGAUGAAAGGACACGGAGGUCCCCACCCUCUCGCACCAUGACCUUAAUUGACAGGAAAUUGUAUUCGCCUCGCUCUCCCCUUCUUCCCUCCAAACAAAAUAGGUGCCUCCUGGAUUUACUUGACAUGCCACUGGGAUGACACUCCUUCUUAUCUCUCCUUUUCUCUUUUCUUUCUCUUUCUCUCUUUCUCCCAGCGGCUCCUAAGGGCCCCAAGCUUUUGAUGACCCCCACCAGGGCAAAGGUAGGGGACACGGUGCGCAUCACCGUGCAAGGAUUCCAGGUAGGCGCUGGGGUUCCUGGGGUAAGUGCAUGGGGGUUUAUGAAACCGGAGGGCCAUGUUCAGUUUGGGAUAGGAUGGGACAGGGGAGAUGUGCAGUUAAGCCUGUUGAGUUUUCUGAUAAAGUGACCAUUCUUACAGGGUGAGGGAUAUACCAUACAUCUUCUCGGUCUAAGGCUAGCAUACUGUUGUUCUUUGGAAAAAAUCAUAAGUGCACUAUUGAAAAAAGUGACGGGUUUGAAUUUUUGGGAAUCGUUUUAUCUUUUCGCAUUUAUUUUUUCACUGUUGCGUACUGACUAUGCCUCAAGGCAUUAAACUAUUUCAAUGAAAAAUGAAUAACCCUUUCAAAAUAUGUUUGUUUAUGGAUAGCUCCAAUUCUCUGAUGUUAUUUUCUUAAGUCUAUCUCCUUAAGGCAUCCAUGUCAAGCUAGCAGAGGAUUCCUCAGCAGAGCAGAGUGAGGGUAAUACCUGCUAGAGCAUUCCAGUCAGGAGAUUGUCUUUGUGUAACUAUCAUCCUCUGACCCCAAAAAUGAAAAUGUUCCAGUAGUAACUGAUGCCCAUCUCAGUGACAGGAGUAGGGAUGACACAGUGUUGGCGUUGCCUGCUAGAGCCAGCCAGGUGGAGAGGACAAGGCUAAUUCUGAAAGGCCAUGCUAAUGGUCCAGCACACCAAUAACCUUUUUUACUUUUCAUUCACUGCUUCAUGAGUUUCUGGGCAUGAUAGCACUGUGUGUUUUUAUAAAGUGUUUGUUUUUCAUUGCUUUAUUCUGGUUUACUACUUUCAAUCUAAUAAUGGCACUCUUCCGGUGCAUUAGGUUUAGUGCAGUAGUUUAGAGCCUGGGCAGAUGUAUACAACUAUAUCCACACACUCAUUUCAUAGUAUUUGAAGUUCUCCUUUGAAUAGAGUUAAGAAUGGUCACUAUAAACAGGCUUGACUGGGACAUACAGCCAAUUGGGCCCUUCGGAAACAGGCAUCCGUGCAUGGAGAUUCAUCCCAAAGAAAAUCUCCCUUAUCCUUCACUGGACCAAGGCUCUAGGGUUUCACUAGUAGAUAAGAUUUAAUGCUAAGACAUAUACAGUGGCUUGCGAAAGUAUUCACACCCUUGGCAUUUUUCCUAUAUUGUUGCCUUACAACCUGGAAUUAAAAUUGCUUUUUUGGGGGUUUGUAUCAUUUGAUUUACACAACAUGCCUACCACUUUGAAGAUGCAAAUAUAUAUUAAAUAAAAAACUGAAAACUUGAGCAUGCAUAACUAUUCACCCCCCCCAGCAAUCUUUAAGUCAUACCACAGAUUGUCAAUUGGAUUGAGGUCUGGGCUUUGACUAGGCCAUUCCAAGACAUUUAAAUGUUUCUUAAACCACUCGAGUGUUGCUUUAGCAGUAUGCUUAGGGUCAUUGUCCUGCUGGAAGGUGAACCUUCGUCCCAGUCUCAAAUCUCUGGAAGACUGAAACAGGUUUCCCUCAAGAAUUUCCCUGUAUUUAGCGCCAUCCAUCAUUCCUUCAAUUCUGACCAGUUAUCCAGUCCAGCCACCACCAUGCUUCACUGUGGGGAUGGUGUUCUCGGGGUGAUGAGAGGUGUUGGGUUUGUGCCAGACAUAGCAUUUUCCUUGAUGGCCAAAAAGCUCAAUUUUAGUCUCAUCUGACCAGAGUACCUUCUUCCAUAUGUUUGGGGAGUUUCCCACAUGACUUUUGGCGAACACCAAACGUGUUUGCUUAUUUUUUUUCUUUAAGCAAUGGCUUUUUUCUGGUCACUCUUCUGUAAAGCCCAGCUCUGUGGAGUGUACGGCUUAAAGUGGUCCUGUGGACAGAUACUCCAAUCUCUGCUGUGGAGCUUUGUAGCUCCUUCAGGGUUAUCUUUGGUCUCUUUGUUGCCUUUCUGAUUAAUGCCUUCCUUGCCUGGUCCAUGAGUUUUGGUGGACGGCCCUCUCUUGGCAGGGUUGUUGUGGUGCCAUAUUCUUUCAGUUUUUUUAUAAUGGAUUUAAUGGUGCUCUGUGGGAUGUUCAAAGUUUCUGAUAUUUUUUUAUAACCCAACCCUGAUCUGUACUUCUCCACAACUUUGUCCCUGACCUGUUUGGAGAGCUCCUUGGUCUUCAUGGUGCAGCUUGCUUGAUGGUGCCCCUUACUUAGUGGUGUUGCAGACUCUGGGGCAUUUCAGAACAGGUGUAUAUAUACUGAGAUCAUGUGACAGAUCAUGUGGCACUUAGAUUGCACACAGGUGGACUUUAUUUAACUAAUUAUGUGACUUCUGAAGGUAAUUGGUUGCACCAGAUCUUAUUUAGGGGCUUCAUAGCAAAGGGGGUGUAUUUUUCGUUAUUAGUUUUUUUGAAUUUUUUGAAACAAGUUGUUUUUUUCAUUUCACUUCACCAAUUUGGACUAUUUUUUGUAUGUCCUUUACAUGAAAUCCAAAUAAAAAUCCAUUUAAAUUACAGGUUGUAAUGCAACACAAUAGGAAAAAUGCCAAGGGGGAUGAAUACUUUUGCAAGGCACUGUACCUCUUGCCUUCUCAUAGUGUGAUAAAAAAAAGAUAUCAGUAUCCCCUACGGUUUUUAAUAUUAGAAUAAUAAAUAAUCACAUAGUGUGGGUUUUUAGUUUUCUUUACACUUGACAUGCUUAGUCCUCACUAUGUGUUCAUCCAUUUGAAGAUAAGAAAGGCACUGAUGCUUUCAUUGGUGCUGUCUUUUUAAUUUAGGCUCUGUAAGGCCGUUGGGGAUAUGUGAUAGGAUCUUUCAUGUUUUUUAUCUUGAUGUAACCUUAUGCCAUGACUGCCCUGAUCAACAAACUUCUUUCACUUCUGUCAUCAUGUGAAUUCAGGGGUCCCAGAACUCUUAUUAGGGCACACCAGCUCCUCAAGGCAUACAUUCAGUUCAUUAAAGCAUUUCUAUGGGUCACAAAAAGUGGCAAGAGUCAAGUUGUGGUAUAUUCUUUAAAGUCCCUGUGUAGUCAAAAACAUCAUUUUCCUGUGUUUAUAUACAUUUCCAAUUGUGAAAAUGCCCUUUUAGUGUUUUGGCUUGCCUGGUGACAUCACAAGGCGGUAAAUUAGUUAAUAGACAAAUAAGAAGAGAGUUUCAAACCUCUGCCAUUAACAGCUAGUUUUCAGUUUUCCCCUCCCCACUAAGAUCACUUCCAAACAAUCCCAGCUAAAUUCUUGCUUGAAAAAUUGCUUUCUUUUUGACCAUUUUUAUUAAAAACAAUCACAGUAAGGUACUUAAUUGUUACCCAGAAAUUAUUUCAUAUUGAGAUAAAAAUGGUUGCAUUGUGCUUUUAAAAGGGUUGGGAGGUAACAUUUCAAAAUGCAAAAAAAUUAUCUAGUCAGAUUAUCACUAGUUUUUUCAAUGAAAUUUCAUUCUGUUGCAUCACUCUUUGCGUCAGGAAUCGACAUCUAUCUUUCAUCAAUAUUUUUCAAUUAUUUCAGCAACAUAUUUGGCCCUCAGCCCUGCAGUAUAGACUAGAUGAAACUGGGUUCCCUAGCUGGAUUCACAGAAACAGAAGAAACGCCAGUCCUUCUUUGACCAUGUGUGAAGUGAUCAUAAUUCCUGAUGAUGUGUUGUUCCCUUUGAAUAACAUUUGAGCGCCACAACCCCUCAUUCCAAUUUUCUACUAAACGCCCUCUCCUCCCCCACUUACAUGUUCUCUAGCUGUCUUGAUUUUAAUAACAUGUCUGUAUCCAGCAGAUGGCAGAAAAGACAUCCAGAGGAGUACAGCAGGAAGGCUUCUUCCCUCAGAGGGAGAAUAGCCCUCUUAUCUAUGACUAUGACAACCCUUUGAUAAGAAUGAUAUGACAUUUUGAAAAGGGGAAAAACGUUUUACUGUGGUAAAUUCUCUUGAGAGGCACGAGAAUGUAAAAAAAAAAGUGUAAAUAUAAAUCAAAUCAUAUUUUAUUUGUCACAUGCUUCGUAGGUGUAGACUAACAGUGAAAUGCUUACUUAGGGAUAAUUUUCCAACAAUGCAGAGUAAAAGAUAAAGAUACAAAAAUAAAGAUACAAAAAUAUAUAUAAAAAUGAGUACCAGUACUUAGCCGAUGUGCAGGGGUAUGAGGUAAUUGAGGUAGAUAUGUACAUACAGUGGGGAAAAAAAGUAUUUAGUCAGCCACCAAUUGUGCAAUUUCUCCCACUUAAAAAGAUGAGAGAGGCCUGUAAUUUUCAUCAUAGGUACACGUCAACUAUGACAGACAAAAUGAGAAAAAAAAAUCCAGAAAAUCACAUUGUAGGAUUUUUUAUUAAUUUAUUGGCAUAUGAUGGUGGAAAAUAAGUAUUUGGUCAAUAACACAAGUUUCUCAAUACUUUGUUAUAUACCCUUUGUUGGCAAUGACACAGGUCAAACGUUUUCUGUAAGUCUUCACAAGGUUUUCACACACUGUUGCUGGUAUUUUGGCCCAUUCCUCCAUGCAGAUCUCCUCUAGAGCAGUGAUGUUUUGGGGCUGUCGCUGGGCAACACAGACUUUCAACUCCCUCCAAAGAUUUUCUAUGGGGUUGAGAUCUGGAGACUGGCUAGGCCACUCCAGGACCUUGAAAUGCUUCUUACGAAGCCACUCCUUCGUUGCCCGGGCGGUGUGUUUGGGAUCAUUGUUAUGCUGAAAGACCCAGCCACGUUUCAUCUUCAAUGCCCUUGCUGAUGGAAGGAGGGUUUCACUCAAAAUCUCACGAUACAUGGCCCCAUUCAUUCUUUCCUUUACACGGAUCAGUCGUCCUGGUCCCUUUGCAGAAAAACAGCCCCAAAGCAUGAUGUUUCCAACCCCAUGCUUCACAGUAGGUAUGGUGUUCUUUGGAUGCAACUCAGCAUUCUUUGUCCUCCAAACAUGACGAGUUGAGUUUUUACCAAAAAGUUAUAUUUUGGUUUCAUCUGACCAUAUGACAUUCUCCCAAUCCUCUUCUGGAUCAUCCAAAUGCACUUCAGACGGGCCUGGACAUGUACUGGCUUAAGCAGGGGGACACGUCUCGCACUGCAGGAUUUGAGUCCCUGGCGGCGUAGUGUGUUACUGAUGGUUGGCUUUGUUACUUUGGUCCCAGCUCUCUGCAGGUCAUUCACUAGGUCCCCCCGUGUGGUUCUGGGAUUUUUGCUCACCGUUCUUGUGAUCAUUUUGACCCCACGGGGUGAGAUCUUGCGUGGAGCCCCAGAUCGAGGGAGAUUAUCAGUGGUCUUGUAUGUCUUCCAUUUCCUAAUAAUUGCUCCCACAGUUGAUUUCUUCAAACCAAGCUGCUUACCUAUUGCAGAUUCAGUCUUCCCAGCCUGGUGCAGGUCUACAAUUUUGUUUUUGGUGUCCUUUGACAGCUCUUUGGUCUUGGCCAUUGUGAAGUUUGGAGUGUGACUGUUUGAGGUUGUGGACAGGUGUAUUUUAUACUGAUAACAAGUUCAAACAGGUGCCAUUAAUACAGGUAACGAGUGGAGGACAGAGGAGCCUCUGAAAGAAGAAGUUACAGGUCUGUGAGAGCCAGAAAUCUUGCUUGUUUGUAGGUGACCAAAUACUUAUUUUCCACCAUAAUUUGCAAAUAAAUUCAUUAAAAAUCCUACAAUGGGAUUUUCUGGAUUUUUUUUCCUCAAUUUGUCUGUCAUAGUUGACGUGUACCUAUGAUGAAAAUUACAGGCCUCUCUCAUCUUUUUAAGUGGGAGAACUUGCACAAUUGGUGGCUGACUAAAUACUUUUUUUCCCCACUGUAUAGUAGUGGUAAGUGACUAGGCAACAGGAUAGAUAAUAGACAGCAGCAGCAGCGUAUGUGGUGAUUUCAAAAGUGUGUUUGUGUGAGUGUGAGUGUGUGUGUGUGUGUGUGUGUGUGUGUGUGUGUGUGUGUGUGUGUGUGUGUGUGUGUGUGUGUGUGUGGCGUCAGUAUGUAGUGUUGAUUAUUAAUUCAUGCUGCUAACAUGCCAUUGCAUUAGGGGGGAAUUGAGCUUGUAUUAUUCAUGUAGCCUUUGUAAUCUCUUGACUGGGACUUAAACUUUUUCCCCUCUUGUCCAUCCCUCCCUCACACACACUGGGGUGGUCUGUUGAUAGAAUGAGGUGUUCCCUGAGCCCCUCUUCACCUGGACCCGGGUCGGGGGCCGUCUGCUGGACGGGAGUGCCGAGCGGGAUGGGAAGGAGCUGAUUCUGGAGCGAGUGCCAGCCGAACUCAACGGCUCCAUGUACCGCUGCACGGCCCAGAAUCCCCUGGGCUCCACGGACACGCACACUCGCCUCAUCGUCUUUGGUAUGUGUCCAAACUCAUUACCAUAUUCUCUAAUCCUAGAGGGCAUUGCAGAGAAUCACGAACUUAAUACUUGUUCUUAUUCAUGGUAUGUUUUAUUCCCACUAUUCAAAAGAAUAUCCUCAUUCAAAUUUCAAACACCAUUAAAAUAGUGUUUCAACUGUUAAUAUUAUGCAUCCACAUACUGUAAAGUAUUUAGCAAUGCAUUUAUGUAAUAAAUAAAUAUGUAUGUGGCCAUUUUUAGAUAUGAUUAAUCUAUGCAAACUAAUUGCAUGAGUAAUAAGUGAUUGUAUCACUAAAUGACUCAAAAAUGCCUCUCGUACAAAGGCUGAUUUAUGUAAGUGAGUAAUGCCCCUCAUCUGGGUGAGUAGAAAUCCAACAGCCAUGGGAAUCCCACAAGCAGCAUGUGUUGUACCCAUUCUCUCCAACACUGACUGCUAAUAAUCACAAAGGCCCAUAAUAGAAUAAAUUAUCUUUGUUGUUGACAGUGUCAUCCCAUCUCAUAGUUCAACCACCCACCUCGAGCAAGCUAGAUCAGUCUUUUCAUGAUGUGCUGCUAUUUAUCACAGUUCCAAAGUCCUGCGUUUGCUUUAGUUGAUGUGGGAGUUGGAUUGCUUGCUAACUCUAUUACUCCUGUAUGUCCUGCAGCCCUGGUGGGUUAACCCUUGGGCCCUGUGGAAUAACAGCAUCCUACGUGAGAACUUGAUCAGAGGCCUGUCAAUCAUGGCUUCUCUGUUUUAAUCAAAACCGCUGCACCGAGGAUGAAGGUCUUCUCCCCUGAAUUAUAUAUGAUCUACUCUCAUGUUAGAGAUAACUGCCGUGCAAGAGAUGGAACUGAUAUAUAUAUAUAUAUAUAUAUAUAUAUAUAUAUAUAUAUAUAUAUAUAUAUAUAUAUAUAUAUAUAUAUAUAUAUAUAUAUAUUUAUAUAUAUAUAUAUAUAAUUUAUAUAUAUAUAUAUAUAUAUACACACAGUAUAUAUAUAUAUACUGUACAGUGGGGGAAAAAAGUAUUUAGUCAGCCACCAAUUGUGCAAGUUCUCCCACUUAAAAAGAUGAGAGAGGCCUGUAAUUUUCAUCAUAGGUACACGUCAACUAUGACAGACAAAAUGAGAUUUUUUUUUUCUCCAGAAAAUCACAUUUUAGGAUUUUUAAUGAAUUUAUUUGCAAAUUAUGGUGGAAAAUAAGUAUUUGGUCAAUAACAAAAGUUUCUCAAUACUUUGUUAUAUACCCUUUGUUGGCAAUGACACAGGUCAAACGUUUUCUGUAAGUCUUCACAAGGUUUUCACACACUGUUGCUGGUAUUUUGGCCCAUUCCUCCAUGCAGAUCUCCUCUAGAGCAGUGAUGUUUUGGGGCUGUCGCUGGGCAACACGGACUUUCAACUCCCUCCAAAGAUUUUCUAUUGGGUUGAGAUCUGGAGACUGGCUAGGCCACUCCAGGACCUUGAAAUGCUUCUUACGAAGCCACUCCUUCAUUGCCCGGGCGGUGUGUUUGGGAUCAUUGUCAUGCUGAAAGACCCAGCCACGUUUCAUCUUCAAUGCCCUUGCUGAUGGAUGGAGGUUUUCACUCAAAAUCUCACGAUACAUGGCCCCAUUCAUUCUUUCCUUUACACGGAUCAGUCGUCCUGGUCCCUUUGCAGAAAAACAGCCCCAAAGCAAGAUGUUUCCACCCCCAUGCUUCACAGUAGGUAUGGUGUUCUUUGGAUGCAACUCAGCAUUCUUUGUCCUCCAAACACGACGAGUUGAGUUUUUACCAAAAAGUUCUAUUUUGGUUUCAUCUGACCAAAUGACAUUCUCCCAAUCCUCUUCUGGAUCAUCCAAAUGCACUCUAGCAAACUUCAGACGGGCCUGGACAUGUACUGGCUUAAGCAGGGGGACACGUCUGGCACUGCAGGAUUUGAGUCCCUGGCGGCGUAGUGUGUUACUGAUGGUAGGCUUUGUUACUUUGGUCCCAGCUCUCUGCAGGUCAUUCACUAGGUCCCCCCGUGUGUUUCUGGGAUUUUUGCUCACCGUUCUUGUGAUCAUUUUGACCCCACGGAGUGAGAUCUUGUGUGGAGUCCCAGAUCGAGGGAGAUUAUCAGUGGUCUUGUAUGUCUUCCAUUUCCUAAUAAUUGCUCACACAGUUGAUUUCUUCAAACCAAGCUGCUUACCUAUUGCAGAUUCAGUCUUCCCAGCCUGGUGCAGGUCUACAAUUUUGUUUCUGGUGUCCUUUGACAGCUCUUUGGUCUUGGCCAUAGUGGAGUUUGGAGUGUGACUGUUUGAUGUUGUGGACAGGUGUCUUUUAUACUGAUAACAAGUUCAAACAAGUGCCAUUAAUACAGGUAACGAGUGGAGGACAGAGGAGGCUCUUAAAGAAGAAGUUACAGGUCUGUGAGAGCCAGAAAUCUUGCUUGUUUGUAGGUGACCAAAUACUUAUUUUCCACCAUAAUUUGCAAAUAAAUUCAUAAAAAAUCCUACAAUGUGAUUUUCUGGAAAAAAAAUUCUCAAUUUGUUUGUCAUAGUUGACGUGUACCUAUGAUGAAAAUUACAGGCCUCUCUCAUCUUUUUAAGUGGGAGAACUUGCACAAUUGGUGGCUGACAAAAAAUUUUUUUCCCCCACUGUAUAUACAGUUGAAGUCGGAAGUUUACAUACACCUUAGCCAAAUACAUUUAAACUCAGUUUUUCACAAUUCCUGACAUUUAAUCCUAGUAAAAAUUCCCUGUUUUAGGUCAGUUAGGAUCACCACUUUAUUUUAAGAAUGUUAAAUGUCAGAAUAUUAGUAGAGAGAAUGAUUUAUUUCAGCUUUUAUUUCUUUCAUCACAUUCCUAGUGGGUCAGAAGUUUACAUACACUCAAUUAGUAUUUGGUAGUAUUGCCUUUAAAUUGUUUAACUUGGGUCAAAUGUUUCGGUUAGUCUUCCACAAGCUUCCCACAAUAAGUUGGGUGAAUUUUGGCCCAUUCCUCCUGAUAGAGCUGGUGUAACUGAGUCAGGUUUGUAGUCAGGUUUGCCACCCCCGUGCUUCACGGUUGGGAUGGUGUUCUUUGGCUUGCAAGCACUCCCUUUUUCCUCCAAACAUAACGGUGCUCAUUAUGGCCAAACAGUUCUAUUUUUGUUUCAUCAGACCAGAGGACAUUUCUCCAAAAAGUACGAUCUUCGUCCCCAUGUGCAGUUGCAAACCGUAGUUUGGCUUUUUUAUGGCGGUUUUGGAGCUGUGGCUUGUUCCUUUCAGGUUAUGUCGAUAUAGGACUCGUUUUUACUGUGGAUAUAGAUACUUUUGUACGUCUUUCCUCCAGCAUCUUCACAAGGUCCUUUGCUGUUGUUCUGGGAUUGAUUUGCACUUUUCGCACCAAAGUACGUUCAUCUCUAGGAGACAGAACGCGUCACCUUCCUGAGCGGUAUGACAGCUGCGUGGUCCCAUGGUGUUUAUACUUGCGUACUAUUGUUUGUACAGAUGAACGUGGUACCUUCAGGCAUUUGGAAAUUGCUCCCAAAUAUGAACCAGGCUUGUGGAGGUCUACAAUUUAUUUUCGGAGGUCUUGGUUGAUUUCUUUUGAUUUUCCCAUGAUGUAAAGCAAAGAGGCACUGAGUUUGAAGGUAGGCCUUGAAAUACAUCCACAGGUACACCUCCAAUUGACUCAAAUGAUGUCAACUAGCCUAUCAGAAGCUUCUAAAGCCAUUACAUCAUUUUCUGGAAUUUUCCAAGCUGUUUAAAGGCACAGUCAACUUAGUGUAUGUAAACUUCUGACCCACUGGAAUUGUGAUACAGUGAAUUAUAAGUGAAAUAAUCUGUCUGUAAACAAUUGUUAGAAUAAUUACUUGUGUCAUGCACAAAGUAGAUGUCCUAACCGACUUGCCAAAACUAUAGUUUGUUAACAAGACAUUUGUGGAGUGGUUGAAAAACGAGUUUUAAUGACUCCAACCUAAGUGUAUGUAAACUUCCUACUUCAACUGUAUGUAUAUAUUGGAGCCUAACUGCGUUGCUAUGUUCCAGGGCUAGUUUCCAGGGUUAACAUAUGCACAGAACAUGUGUGUAGCUACUGCAAGACCAUCAGAGGGUAAAUCACCUCAGGUCCAUUCAGCAGAUAAGGCCAUUCCCCACAGUAAUCUGCCUGCACUGCCAUUAAGAAAGGCUCUGUCCAUCAUUUGAUAAAUCCCCACCUUGACAUCCUCCAGUGAGCAAGGUUUUUUUUUUUAUUCAGGGAAACUGCCACUUUGGGAAGGUGUUACCUUGGGGAGCGUUUUGGUAGAAAGAGCACUAAUGCCUAUUUAACACCCUGAUGCACCCUCAGGUGUCAUAGGCUACAUGCAGAAUGUUGUCUGUCUGUCUAUGUCUCUGUCCUAGAUGGCUUCCACUCAUGCUUAGAGGAGCAGAAUGGUGAUUGAGUGACCUUGACACCGUCCCCAGAGACCUUGAAAUGGGACACUUCCCACUGGGCACAGAUGUCAAUUCAACAUCAAUUCCAUGUUGGUUUGACGUAAUUUCAUUUAAAAGGACGUGGAAACAACAUUGAUUCAACCAGUGUGUGCCAAGUGGGUUCUCUCUCCAGGGGCAGAGUGGAUAUUUAGAGCUCUGCUCACUUGGCAAACUGUUCAUUAUACAUCAUCCGGUAUAACAGAGUAUAAGUAUGGCAUGCUAUUGAGACUCUCCACUGGCAGAAAACAGUGCUCAUAUCUUGAUCAUGAACAUGUCCAAGCCCCUUUAGAUAUAAUACCCUGGGUGAUUACACUGAAGUGACUUAUCAAAUCAAAUUUUAUUUGUCACAUGCUUCGUAAAAAACAGGUGUAGACUAACAGUGAAAUGCUUACUUAUAGGCCUUUCCCAACAAUGCAGAGAGAAAGAAAAUGGAUAAAAAAAUACAAAAAGUAAUAAAAUGUAGUGUGGUAUCGCGUCCAAUGCUGGUGGGUAUUGCUGUCGAUCAAAGAAUCCACUUAAGCUGUAUCGUGUUUUAGAGGCUUUUAUUAAUACCACGAGGUUACAGCAUAAGUUAACAGACCCGCGGAGAUCCGGAGAAGCAGUCCCAAAUGAAUCUUAAUGCUUUCUGCCCCUCCGUCGUUGUUCCCCCCUUAUAUAUAACCUCCCAAGAUGUGGGUGGCUCCCUCUACUGUCCAAUCCCCGUGUCUACAACACACUUCCUGUCUGUUGUAUGUGGCGCUACACUAAAACCUUCCCUCUUGAUACCAAAAUCAACAUUCUUUCAGUUCCACUUAAAAAAACAUUUAAGACCAUCAUAAUGUCAAUACACUACAGUAGUAAUAAAAGUAAUAAUAAAAACACAAUGAGUAACGAUAACUUGGCUAUAUACAGUGGGGAAAAAAAGUAUUUAGUCAGCCACCAAUUGUGCAAGUUCUCCCACUUAAAAAGAUGAGAGAGACCUGUAAUUUUCAUCAUAGGUACACGUCAACUAUGACAGACAAAAUGUGGAAAAUAAAUCCAGAAAAUCACAUUGUAGGAUUUUUAAUGAAUUUAUUUGCAAAUUAUGGUGGAAAAUAAGUAUUUGGUCAAUAACAAAAGUUUCUCAAUACUUUGUUAUAUACCCUUUGUUGGCAAUGACACAGGUCAAACGUUUUCUGUAAGUCUUCACAAGGUUUUCACACACUGUUGCUGGUAUUUUGGCCCAUUCCUCCAUGCAGAUCUCCUCUAGAGCAGUGAUGUUUUGGGGCUGUCGCUGGGCAACACGGACUUUCAAUUCCCUCCAAAGAUUUUCUAUGGGGUUGAGAUCUGGAGACUGGCUAGGCCACUCCAGGACCUUGAAAUGCUUCUUACGAAGCCACUCCUUCGUUGCCCGGGCGGUGUGUUUGGGAUCAUUGUCAUGCUGAAAGACCCAGCCAUGUUUCAUCUUCAAUGCCCUUGCUGAUGGAAGGAGGUUUUCACUCAAAAUCUCACGAUACAUGGCCCCAUUCAUUCUUUCCUUUACACAGAUCAGUCGUCCUGGUCCCUUUGCAGAAAAACAGCCCCAAAGCAUGAUGUUUCCACCCCCAUGCUUCACAGUAGGUAUGGUGUUCUUUGGAUGCAACUCAGCAUUCUUUGUCCUCCAAACACGACGAGUUGAGUUUUUACCAAAAAGUUCUAUUUUGGUUUCAUCUGACCAUAUGACAUUCUUCCAAUCCUCUUCUGGAUCAUCCAAAUGCACUCUAGCAAACUUCAGAUGGGCCUGGACAUGUACUGGCUUAAGCAGGGGGACACGUCUGACACUGCAGGAUUUGAGUCCCUGGCGGCGUAGUGUGUUACUGAUGGUAGGCUUUGUUACUUUGGUCCCAGCUCUCUGCAGGUCAUUCACUAGGUCCCCCCAUGUGGUUCUGGGAUUUUUGCUCACCGUUCUUGUGAUCAUUUUGACCCCACGGGGUGAGAUCUUGCGUGGAGCCCCAGAUCGAGGGAGAUUAUCAGUGGUCUUGUAUGUCUUCCAUUUCGUAAUAAUUGCUCCCACAGUUGAUUUCUUCAAACCAAGCUGCUUACCUUUUGCAGAUUCAGUCUUCCCAGCCUGGUGCAGGUCUACAAUUUUGUUUCUGAUGUCCUUUGACAGCUCUUUGGUCUUGGCCAUAGUGGAGUUUGGAGUGUGACUGUUUGAGGUUGUGGACAGGUGUCUUUUAUACUGAUAACAAGUUCAAACAGGUGCCAUUAAUACAGGUAACGAGUGGAGGACAAAGGAGCCUCUUAAAGAAGAAGUUACAGGUCUGUGAGAGCCAGAAAUCUUGCUUGUUUGUAGGUGACCAAAUACUUAUUUUCCACCAUAAUUUCAAAUAAAUUCAUAAAAAAUCCUACAAUGUGAUUUUCUGGAUUUUUUUUCCUCAAUUUGUCUGUCAUAGUUGACGUGUACCUCUGAUGAAAAUUACAGGCCUCUCUCAUCUUUUUAAGUGGGAGAACUUGCACAAUUGGUGGCUGACUAAAUACUUUUUUCCCCCACUGUACAUGGGGUACCAGUAUCGAGUUAAUGUGCAGGGGUAAGAGGCAAUUGAUGUAGAUAUGUACAUACAGUGUAUUCAGAAAGUAUUCAUACCCCUUGACUUAUUCCACAUUUAGUGGUAUUAGAGCCUGAAUUCAAAAUGGUUUAAAUAUAUUUUUUUCUCACCCAUCUACACACAAUACCCCAUAAUAGCCUCGUUAUUGUUAUUUUGUUGUUGCUCUUUAAUUUUUUUUACUUUCGUUUAUUUAGUAAAUAUUUUUCUUAAAACUGCAUUGUUGGUUAAGGGCUUGUAAGUAAGCAUUUCACGGUAAGGUCUACACCUGUGGUAUUAGGCGCGUGUGACAAAUAACAUUUCAUUCGAUUUUUGAUUUGAUAAUGAGAAAGAGCAAACAUGUUUUUAGAAAUGUUAGCAAAUUUAUUGAAAAUGAAAUUCAUAAAUAUCUAAUUUACAUAACUAUUCACACCCCUGAGUCAAUACUUUGUAAAAUCACCUUUGGUAGCGAUUACAGCUUUGAGUCUUUCUGGGUAAGUCUCUAAGAGCUGUCCACACCUGGAUUGUACAACAUUUGCACAUUAUUCUUAAAAAAAAUCUUCAAGCUCUGUCAAAUUAGUUGUUGUUCCUUGCUAGACAACCAUUUUCAGGUCUUGCCAUAGAUCUUCAAGUUUACUUAAGUCAAAACAGUAAUUCGGCCACUCAGGAACAUUCACUGUCUUCUUGGUAAGAAACUCCAGCGUAGAUUUGGCCUUGUGUUAUUGCCCUGCUGAAAGGUGAAUUAAUCUGCCAGUGUCUGGUGGAAAGCAGACUGAACCAGGUUUUCCUCUAGGAUUUUGCCAGUGCUUAGCUCCAUUCUGUUUAUUUUUUAUCCUGAUAAACUCCCCAGUCCUUAAUGAUUACAAGCAUACCCAUAACAUGAUGCAGCCACCACUAGGCUUGAAACGAUGGAGAGUGGUACUCAGUAAUGUGUUGUAUUGGAUUUGCCCCAAACAUAACAGUUUUUAUUCGGUACAAAAAGUUAAUUGCUUUUUUACAUUUACAUUUACGUCAUUUAGCUGACGCUCUUAUCCAGAGCGACUUACAUUAUUAUUUUCAUACUGGCCCCCCGUGGGAAACGAACCCACAACCCUGGCGUUGCAAACACCAUGCUCUAUCAACUGAGCUACCUCCCUGCCUGCCAUUCCCUCCCCUACCCUGGACGACGCUGGGCCAAUUGUGCGCCGCCCCAUUGGUCUCCCGGUUGCGGCCGGCUACAGCAGAGCCUGGAUUCGAACCAGGAUCUCUAGUGGCACAGCUAGCACUGCGAUGCAGUGCCUUAGACCACUGCGCCACUCGGGAGACUAUAAUAUAUAUAAUAAAAGCAUAAUAAAAGCAUUGCUUUGCCACAUUGUUUGCAGUAUUUCCUUAGUGCCUUGUUGCAAACAGGAUGCAUGUUUUGGAAUAGUUUUAUUCUGUACAAGGUUCCUUCUUUCACUCUGUCAAUUAGGUUAGAAUUGUGGAGUAACUACAAUGUUGUUGAUCCAUCCUCAGGUUUCUCCUAUCAGACUCAUUCAACUCUGUAUCUGUUUUAAAGUUACCAUUGGCCUCAUGGUGAAAUCCCUGAGCGGUUUCCUUCCUCUCCGGUAACUGAAUUAGGAAGGACACCUGUAACUUUGUACUGACUGGAGUAUUGAUACACUAUCCAAAGUAUAAUUAAUAACUUCAAUGUGCUCAAAGGGAUAUUCAAUGUCUGCUUUUUUUUUUUUUAAACCCAUCUACCAAUAGGUGCCCUUCUUUGCGAGGCAUUGGAAAACCUCCCUGGACUUUGCGGUUUAAUCUGUGUUUGAAAGUCAUUGCUCGAUGGAGGGACUUUACAGAUAAUUGUAUGUGUGGGGUACAGAGAUGAGGUAGUCAUUCAAAAAUCAUGUUAAACACUAGUAUUGCAUACAGAGUAAGUCCAUGCAACUUAUUAUGUCACUUGUUAAGCAAAUGUUUUACUCCUGAACUUGUUUAGGUUUGCUAUAUCAACGGGGUUGACAUUUCAGCUUUUCAUUUGUAAUUAAUUUGUAAAAAUUCUGAAAAACAUAUAAUUCCACUUUGACUUUGACAUUAUGGGGUAUUGUGUGUAGGCUAGUGACCAAAAAUCUCAAUUUAAUACAAUUUACAUUCAAGCUGUAACACAACAAAAUGUGGAAAAAGUGAAGGGGUGUGAAUACUUUCUGAAAAUGCACCUUUAUAAUAAAAGCAUUGUGUUACUUUUGAUAAUGGUGUUUUCCCGCUAAUGGAACAUUCGUGCUUACAGCCUACUGCCAUGUGUGCAUUGCUGGGCUUAUAAUGUGAAGAAAUAGCCUAAUAGUUUAUCAACAUUUUAAGCUAAAUGUUCUAAUCUGUUGCGUCAGCUACAUUGCAUAAAAACGUUUUUUUGAUGCUAGUGGUUGUAUUAAUUUGGGAUCUAUUGCAUCCCACAACUGUCCCAGACUAUGUUUGGAAUAUGUAUUUCUCGCACAGAAUAGAAUAGGUCAACUUUUGUACUAUGGGGGAUAGUAGAUUGACAUAGGCUAGUGCUUUUGCUGUUCAUUAUGCCAACUCAUAUUGUUGGCUGACGAAAAGUAAAUGUGGGCAGUUCUUCCAAUAUCUUCAAUAUGCACCUCGGAAUUGGAUAAGUAAUUGGAAAAUCCAUGCCGCAAAAGGCAUGGAUUUUUUUGGGGGUGCAUUACGGCCAUAAAGGGGAUGCCGCCGUGAAAUUCGAGGCAUUACCUAGUGCUUGUGAAAUUGUGAAUGAGAAACUAAUGAAGAGUGUACAGCCUGCGUAAAAACAAAGCAGAGCUCAUGCCUUUCAAGCAACUUUUUUCAAAUCAUCAUUAUAUUCGCAUUCAUGCAGCCUUACAAUGUAUUAAAAAUCUAAACAAAUAGCCCAACAUUUGUAGAACAACUAAAGUUACAUGAAUUACUCUAAAUUAAGCAUAUAGGAGUACCUAUUUCUUUGUUAACCGCUCAACGGUGGCACCGUCAUAGGAUGCCACCUUUCCAACAAGUCAGUUCGUCAAAUGUCUUCCCUGCUAGAGUUGCCCCGGUCAACUGUAAGUGCUGUUAUUGUGAAGUGGAAACAUCUAGGAGCAACAACGGCUCAGCCGUGAAGUGGUAGGCCACACAAGCUCACAGAAUGGGACCGCAUAGUGCUGAAGCGUGUACCGCGUAAAAAUCGUCUGUCCACGGUUGCAACACUAACUACCAGGUUCCAAACUGCCUCUGGAAGCAACGUCAGCACAAUAACUGUUCGUUGGGAGCUUCAUGAAAUGGGUUUCCAUGGCCGAGCUGCCACACACAAGCCUGAUCACCAUGCGCAAUGCCAAGCGUCAGCUGGACUGGUGUAAAGCUCGCCGCCAGUUGGGAACAAGUUCUCAUUUACAACUACGACCUGGCCAAGAUAAAGCAAAGCAGUGCGAUAAAAACAACAACAACACAGAGUUACACAUGGGAUAAAACAAAACAUACAGUCAAUAAGGGCGGCAGGUAGCUUAGUGGGUAAGAGCCUUGUGCCAGUAACCGAAAGGUCGCUGGUUCUAAUCCCCGAGCCGACUAGGUGAAAAAUCUGUCGAUGUGCCCUUGAGCAAGGCAUUUAAUCCUAAUUGCUCCUGUAAAUCGCUCUGGAUAAGAGUGUCUGCUAAAUGACUAAAAAAUUUAAAUGUAAUAACACAAUAGAAAAUCUAUAUACAGUUUGUGCAAAUGUAGUAAGUUAUGGAGGUAAGGCAAUAAAUAGGCCAUAGUGCAAAAUAAUUAUAAUUUAGUAUUAACACUGGAAUGAUAGAUGUGCAGAAGAUGAUGUGCAAAUAGCGAUACUGGGGUGCAAAUGAGCAAAAUAAAUAACAAUAUGGGGAUGUGGUAGUUGGGUGGGCUAAUUACAGAUGGGCAGUGUACAGGUGCAGUGAUCGGUAAGCUGCUCUGACAACUGAUGCUUAAAGUUAGUGAGGAAGAUAAGAGUCUCCAGCUUCAGAGAUGUUUGCAGUUCGUUCCAGUCAUUUGCAGCAGAGAACUGGAAGGAAUGGCGGCCAAAGGAGGUGUUGGCUUUGGGGAUGACCAGUGAGAUAUACCUGCUGGAGCACAUACUACAGGUGGGUGUUGCUAUGGUGACCAAUGAGCUAAGAUAAGGCGGGGAUUUGCCUAGAAGUGAUUUAUAGAUGACCUGGAGCCAGUGGGUUUGGCGACAAAUAUGUAGUGAGGGCCAGCCAACGAGAGCAUACAGGUCACAAUGGUGGGUAGUAUAUGGGGCUUUGGUGACAAAACGGAUGGCACUGUGAUAGACUACAUCCAAUUUGCUGAGUAGAGUGUUGGAGGCUAUUUUGUAAAUGACAUCGCCGAAGUCAAGGAUCGGUAGGAUAGUCAGUUUUACGAGGGUCUUUUUGGCAGCAUGAGUGAAGGAGGCUUUGUUGAGAAAUAGGAAGCCGAUUCUAGAUUUAACUUUGGAUUGGAGAUGCUUAAUGUGAGUCUGGAAGGAGAGUUUACGGUCUAACCAGACACCUAGGUAUUUGUAGUUGUCCACAUAUUCUAUGUCAGACCCGCCGAGAGUAGUGAUUCUAGUCGGGCAGGCGGGUGCAAGCAGCGUUCGAUUGAAGAGCAUGCAUUUAUUUUUACUAGCGUUUAAGAGCAGUUGGAGGCUACGGAAGGAGUGUUGUAUGGCAUUGAAGCUUGUUUGGAGGUUUGUUAACACAGUGUCCAAUGAAGGGCCAGAUGUAUACAAAAUGGUGUUGUCUGUGUAGAGGUGGAUCUGAGAGUCACCAGCAGCAAGAGCGACAUCAUUGAUAUACACAGAGAAUAGAGUUGGCCCGAGAAUUGAACCCUGUGGCACCCCCAUAGAGACUGCCAGAGGUCCAGACAACAGGCCCUCCGAUUUGACACAUUGAACUCUAUCUGAGAAGUAGUUGGUGAACCAGGCGAGGCAGUCAUUUGCGAAACCAAGGCUAUUUAGUAUGCCAAUAAGAAUGCGGUGAUUGACAGAGUCGAAAGCCUUGGCCAGGUCGAUGAAGACAGCUGCACAGUACUGUCUUUUAUCGAUCACGGUUAUUAUAUAGUUUAGGACCUUGAGCGUGGCUGAGGUACACGCAUGACCAGCUCGGAAACCAGAUUGCAUAGCGGAGAAGGUACGGUGGGAUUCGAAAUGGACGGUGAUCUGUUUGUUAACUUGGCUUUCAAAUACUUUCAAAAGGCAGGGCAGGAUGGAUAUAUGUCUGUAACAGUUUGAAUCUAGAGUGUCACCCCCUUUGAAGAGGGGGAUGACCGUGGCAGCUUUCCAAUCUCUGGGGAUCUUAGAUGAUACGAAAGAGAGGUUGAACAGGCUAGUAAUAGGGGUUGCUACAAUUUCGGCAGCUAAUUUUAGAAAAAAAGGGUCCAGAUUGUCUAGCCCAUCUGAUUUGUAGGGGUCUAGGUUUUGCAAGCUGCAGCGGGGGGGGGGGGGGGGGGGGGGGGCAGGGCUGGUGGCCGGGGUAGGGGUAGCCAGGUGGAAAGCAUGGCCAGCCAUAGCAAAAUGCUUAUUGAAAUUCUCGAUUAUCGUAGAUUUAUCGGUGGUGACAGUGUUUCCUAGCCUCAGUGCAGUGGGCAGCUGGGAGAAGGUGCUCUUAUUCUCCAUGGACUUUACAGUGUCCCAAAACUUUGUGGAGUUAGUGCUACAGGAUGCACAUUUCUGUUUGAAAAAGCUAGCCUUUGCUUUCCUAACUGAUUGUGUAUAUUGGUUCCUGACUUCCCUGAAAAGUUGCAUAUCGCGGGGGCUGUUCGAUGCUAAUGCAGUACGCCACAGGAUGUUUUUGUGCUGGUCAAGGGCAGUCAAGUCUGGGGUGAACCAGGGGCUAUAUCUGUUCGUAGUUCGGAAUUUUUUGAAUGGGGCAUGCUUAUUUAAGAUGGAGAAGAAAGCACUUUUAAAGAACAACCAGGCAUCCUCUACUGACGGAAUGAGGUCAAUAUCCAUCCAGGAUACCCGGGCCAGGUCAAUUAGAAAGGCCUGCUCGCUGAAGUGUUUUAGGGAGCGUUUGACAGUGAUGAGGGAUGGUCGUUUGACCGCGGACCCAUUACGGAUGCAGGCAAUGAGGCAGUGAUUGCUGAGAUCCUGGUUGAAGACAGUUGAGGUGUAUUUAGAGGGUCAAUUAGUCAGGAUGAUAUCUAUGAGGGUGCCCAUGUUUACGGAUUUAGGGUUGUACCUGGUAGGUUCCUUGAUAAUUUGUGUGAGAUUGAGGGCAUCUAGUUUAAAUUGUAGGAUGGCCAGGGUGUUAAGCAUAUCCCAGUUUAGGUCACCAAGCAGUACGAACUCCGAGGAUAGAUGGGAGGCAAUCAAUUCACAUAUGGUGUCCAGGGCACAGCUGGGGGCUGAGGGGGGUCUGUAGCAAGUGGCAACAGUGAUAGACUUAUUUCUGGAGAGGUGGAUUUUUAGAAGUAGAAGCUCAAACUGUUUGGGCACAGACCUGGAUAGUAUGAUAGAGCUCUGCAGGCUAUCUCUACAGUAGAUUGCAACACCGCUCCCUUUGGCAGUUCUAUCUAGACCGAAAAUGUUGUAGUUGGGGAUGGAAAUUUCAGAGUUUUUGGUGGUCUUCCUAAGCCAGGAUUCACACACUGCUAUAACAUCAGGGUUGGCGGAGUGUGCUAACGCAGUGAGUAACUCAAACUUAGGGAGGAGGCUUCUGAUGUUAACAUGCAAAAAAACAAGGCUUUUACGGUUACAGAAGUCAACAAAUGAUAGCGCCUGGGGAGUAGGAGUGAUACUGGGGGCUACAGGGCCUGGGUUAACCUCUACAUCACCAGAGGAACAGAGGAGGAGUAGAAUAAGGAUACGGCUAAAGGCUUUAAGAACUGGCGUUCUGGUGCGUUGGGUAGAGAGAAUAAAAGUGGCAGAUUUCCGGGCGUUGUAGAAUAGAUUCAGGGCAUUAUGUACAGACAAGGAUAUGGAAGUAUAUGAGUACAGUGGAGGUCAACCUAAGUGUUGGGUAACGAUGAAAGAGAUAACAUCACUGGAGGCACCGAUUGAGCCGGUCUCCGCAUCUAUGGGGGUGGGACAAAGGAGCUCUCUGAGGCUGCUUGAGCGGUACUGGGGGCUCUACACUGAAAUUGUAUAAUAAGAACUAACCGAAACACUAAUAUGCAAGGCAUAUUGACAUGGGAGAGAGGCAUAAAGGAAUCACAGGUGUUAUUCGAGAGAGCUAAGACAACAACAGGUAAUGGCGACGAAAGUUUGGGCUGAGGCUAAACAGAUAAACAGGAUGGGGGUACCGUGUAAAGGAAUAGUCCAGCAGGCAUCAGCUGUGCAGCUGAGUGAUCAUAAGGUCCAGUGAACAGCAAUAGGUGAGACCGGGAGCAGUUUGAAUGGCUGCUACAGCACAGGUGAGCAGGAAGCAUGGCUGUUGAUUGCGUGAGCUAGCGGGCCGGGGCUAGCAGAUGGAUCUUCGUGGUCGUCACAACGGGAAGCCUGUUGAAACCACAUCAGACGAUUACGUCGACAGACCAGUCGUGAUGGAUCGGUGGGGCUCCGUGUCGACACUAGGAGGUCCCGUCCGGUUGACAGAAAGGUAGAAAGCCGGGAGAUGGGCCUGGCUCGAGGCUAGCUCAAGGCUAACUGGUGCUUGCUUCGGGGGCAGUGGUGAUUAGCCAACAACAUCCAUUCGGUUGCAGCUAGCUAGUUGCGAUGAUCCGGUGUUAAGGUCCAGUGAUUCCGGCAGAAAAUCUGUUAUGUUCUUGGUCGAUAGCGCGCUGUGCAGACAGUGCAGACUGGCCAAUAAUAGUCCAGGCUAGAGCUGACUGGUUGGUAGUGCAAGCCACGCACAAUGGUGAAAACCGCUAACGGGCAAGUAGCUAGUUAGCUAGUGAGCUGGCUAGCUGGCUAGUUUCAACUGGAAGUUCUGGAUAAAAAGGUAAAAUAAAUAAUAGAAUCCGUUCCACAUUGGGUGAGGCGGGUUGCAGGAAAGUAUAUUUAGUUGAAGGAUGAAAAGUGUGAUUGAGAAAUAUAUACGAAAGAGACAAAAAAACAGGCUAUUUACACGGACACACUACAGAGUACACGACCGCACUUCUACGCUAUCUUGGAACUCUACGCUAUCUUGAAACGAAUUCUCUGGAGUGAUGAAUCACACUUCACCAUCUGGCAGUCCGACAGACAAAUCUGGGUUUGGCGGAUUCCAGGAGAAUGGUACCGGGAGAAUGCAUAGUGCCAACUGUCAAGUUUGGUGGAGGAGGAAUAAUGGUCUGGGGCUGUUUUUCAUGGUUCGGGCUAGGCCCCUUAGUUCCAGUGAAGGGGAAUCUUAAUGAUACAGCAUACAAUGACAUUCUAGACGAUUCUGUGCUUCCAACUUUGUGGCAACAGUUUGGGAAAGGCCCUUUCCUGUUUCCGCAUGACAAUGCCCCCUCGCACAAAGCGAGGUCCAUACAGAAAUGGUUUGUCGAAAUCGGUGUGGAAGAACUUGACUGGCCUGCACAGAGCACUGACAUCAACCCCAUCGAACACCUUUGGGAUGAAUUGAAACACUGACUGCUAGCCAAGCCUAAUCGCCCAACAUCCGUGCCCGACUUCAGUAACGCUCUUGUGGCUGAAUGUAAGCAAGUCCCCGCAGCAAUGAUUCAACAUCUAGUGGAAAACCAUCCCAGAAGAGUGGAGGCUGUUAUAGCAGUCUGUGUCUCUCUUUCUCUCUCUCUCUAAAUUCAAUUCAAAGGGCUUUACUGGCAUGGGAAACAUAUGUUUACAUUGCCAAAGCAAGUGAAAUAGAUAAUAAACAAAAGUGAAAUAAACAAUCAAAAUUAACAAUAAACUCAGAGAGAGAGGAAUAUUAUCAUAUUAUGGCUAUGUACAGUGUUAUAUCUCUGUCUCUGUCUCUGUCUCUGUCUCUGUCUCUGUUUUCCCUUCAUCUCUUUCAACAGAAAAUCCAGCCAUGAUGAAAAACACUCACAUUCCGAACAGUAAGUAUGGCACCCAUGAAGACCACUCACAGAGAAAGUUUCAAUUGUAG